This is a messenger RNA of Lymnaea stagnalis (great pond snail), 50512 nucleotides long. The record is from the annotation of a GenBank genome assembly. NCBI's taxonomy places the organism in Eukaryota, Metazoa, Mollusca, Gastropoda, Lymnaeidae.
ACUUUCAUGCAACACUCAGUCUUUACCUUAAUCAUGCGACAAUGUUUAUUUGAACAGCAGUUCGUUCAUUUAUUAUCCCUAAAGCUGCUGAAGUAAUAUGUUUCGAUUACAAUAGUAAGAAAUUGCAACUAUGAAGACGUUUAAAUUAUUAGUGCAUAACAACAAAUCUAAAAGUAAGUUAUACUAUUAAAAAUUAAAACUGUUACUAUUAAUAAUUAACUAUUAUUAAUAUUAUUAUUAAUUUAUUAUUUAAAAUUUAUUAAUAAUAAUAGUCACUGGCUACUAGUCAAUAAGUCAGUUUUAGUCUUACUCCUAGUCUUUAGUAACCUUUAUUUUGGCUAGGUUAUGCAUAGUGCCCAUAAUUUAAACGAAGUGGAGUUGGAAUAAUCAAUAAUGUGAAGAGAUAGCACCUGACGACACUGACACUGAUGUCAUUAGCACCUGACGACACUGACACUGAUGUCAUUUGCGUGUUUUCUGGUUCCAAUCAAUAGGGUCAAAACCCAGGUUAGGGAUAAGUUUGGGGUUCAGGUUAGGUUUAGGGAUAAAUUUAGGACAUAAGUUAGCGGGUCGCGGCAAACGAGGUGCUAUCUCUUCACAUUUACCGACCAGAGUUGGCCUAAGCCUAGGCCACAGGACUUCAUGAAUGAAUCAUACACAGACACAAUAAUUAAUGGCUUUCCAUAAUUAAUAAUUAAAUAAUUAUUAGGCUGUAGCAGUGUCUAGAGUUAGAAUAGUUAAUUAGAGGGUAGUGUUUGUGACAGUGAGUUUUUCAUUUUCACUUUAGUCACAAUUUUGUGAUUUUUGUGUGAUAAAAUUGUCUUCCUGUUAAAAAUUUGUGGCAAUUUUUUUUUUUUUUUGGGGGGGGCCCUUAUGCCUUAUUAUGCCUUAUUAUUAUUUAUUAUAUUUAACUAUUUGACAUGUCAUACUAUACUAUUACUAUCUUUCUGUUCCGUAGGCCUACCUAACAACCAUUUAACGAAUUAAUUUUUUGUAAUUUUUUUUUUUUUUUGGGGGGGGCCCUUAUGCCUUAUUAUGCCUUAUUAUUAUUUAUUAUAUUUAACUAUUUGACAUGUCAUACUAUACUAUUACUAUCUUUCUGUGCCGUAGGCCUACCUAACAACCAUUUAACGAAUUAUGAAUAUACUAUUUGAAAUUUUAAAAUUCUUUAAAGCUCUGAAUAUACGAAAAUUGAUGCUGUAAGUGACAAAAUAUGGCUUAAGUCUUAAGACACCUAAGUAGCAUAGUAAUAGUAAUUUUUUUUAGAAUAGCCAUAAUAGUUUCUGUGAUAGCAUUAGGGGCUGGGGAAUAUUCAGAGACCUCUUCUGUCAUUUGUGUUCAAGAUGUUUAGUUAGACAAUGUGUAUGAUUAAUUAAAUUAAUAUUUGAUAAAAAUAUUAUUUUUAGAUAUCUUCAUUAGUAUUAUUGAAGUGUUACACUUUUUUUUUUUUUUUUAACAUAAUUUAAUUGUUCAUCAGCCACAAAUUAAAAACUCUCCUAAUAAUUAUGCCAUUUCAUUAUUUUAAUUGAGGCUACACUAGUUUUGUCCAUUUGCAUGCAAUUUAUAAAAAGUACAUGAACAAAUCAAUUAAAUGUUUUGAUUUGUGAAAUGCAAAACAAUACUAUCCCACAGGUCAAGAUAUCUUGAUAUCUGCCAAAGAUUUCCCUGAUGUUAAGGCUGGGGAUAUUUUAGAAAUAUAUCAUCCAGAUGAUGAAUGGACGUAAGUAUAUGAAAUUAGUAGCUUUUGGUGUGUUCAAUAGCUUGUAAAUGAUUAUAUUAAUGUCUAAUUAAGAGUCUGUGUUUUAAUUUUUUGAAAAGUGAUAUUUUUUGCAUAUAAAAUUAUUUAACUCAUUACUAUUAAUAAGACUUGCUUUUUUUUCCUUUUCCACAAAGUUAAUCCUCUAAAUUAAUUAAAUAAAGAAGAUAGUAGAGAAAGGCUGAUUCCUCAUCACUGUCACAUUGAACUUGCUGUGAAACUCACUCAGUAAAAUGCCACUUGUGCCUUCUUGCACAAUCAGUUUCUUGGGUGUUUUCAACAAUUUAAAGAUUUCUUAAUUUUUUAUUGACUUUAAUGGAUGUAAAUUAAUACCUCAACCUGCCUCAUGCACUCAAACAGGUACCAGAAAAUGACUUUUCAUUGUAUCCAGGGUAACAUACAGUGUGGCGACCUACACAUCCAGGCAAAUUCACCACUUGCAUGCAUAUCUCAAAAUGUUAUCAUAGAUUUUAUUAUUAAAUGAUUCUAUGAUAAAAAAGCUGAAAACAGAAAAAUCAAUUGUUUAAUAUUAAGUCAACACCACCCACUUUGGCACAGCUUCAGAAUGUGUAUCAAAACAAAAUGCAGUAAAAUUUCCUUCAAAUUUGGUAAUGGCUGUAAAACUUUUUCAGUCGUCUUCUGCUGCAAGUCAGAAGUGAACCUGAAGAUUUACAACAAAAAGGUUUGUCAAUGGCUCUUCUUUUAAAUAAUUAAACAUAUAUGUACUCAUCAGUUAGUGACAAUAAUUAAAAGUGUUUGUCAGUGAUGUUUUUUUUUUAAAGUUACAAAUUUAACAUUUGUUUUCUAUUCCAUGUUUAAAUAAUUGUUAUUUUGAUAAACACUAAUUUUAUCUGUGAUUAACAUGUGGGUUAUAGGAUUUAGGGUUAUAACAGUCCUGAACAAAUUAGAAGAAUUUUAUUGAAACUGAUUCUUUGAUUUGAUUGUAACCUCUGUAAUUUACAAAAACAACAAACUUUCAGAUGCCAUUAGUGUCGAUCAAACAAUAGCUACCUUAUUCAGCCUGAAGACUUACAGUAAUAUUGUGGUCAAUAAAGUAGAUGCUAAGGUAUGUCAUUAUUUUCCAUUAUAACACAUUGAUUUACUUUUUAAUUUAUUGCAAUGCCUCUAAAAGUUUCGAUAGUUUUAGGGAAGAUUUUGAAAGUAUGGCAGCUUUGUAUUUUUGUAAACAGUAUUUCUGACACUUAAAAUAACCAUUUAAGGUUGGCAUCAAAUUUUAUUUCCUGAGAAGGCUCAUUAUUUAAAUACAACUGCAAAACAAUUCAUGCUCAACUAGAAUCAUGUUUUUGUUCUUUUCAUACUUCAGGACUUGUUUUGUUUCUCUUUUAUUUGUUAAAUAAUACAUAUAUUUUUCUGUGUUUCCCAGAAUGUUGGACUGGAUCUUGUUGAGCUUUUGUUUAAAGAACAAUAUUUUGGCCGCAGUGAUAUGUGGAGGCUUUGUAAAACAUUGGUAGUUAAAAAUUGUUUAUUUUACCAUUUUUAGAGAAAGAACUGUCUCAUAUGAAUAAUUUAUUUUACCUACUUGCCACAGUGUAAGUCGUUUCAAACAGUGGCGUAGCGAAGCAGGUGCGGGGGGUGCGGACCGCACCGGGUGACACCAUUUUAGGGUUGACACCCGAAUGAAAAAUUGCAUAUUUACAGGGCACACAUUGCUCUCAAAAACCGAGAUUCAUAAAAGAAUAACCGAUCACACAUAUAUUUUCACAAAUCCAAAUCCGUGCUUUAUUAAAAGUUCAAGGUUGAUGCGUCAGAAAUGAGAUGAUCCUAUAUUUAGGUCAGAAAAACACAAUCAUUAUUCCACGCCAGUUGAAGUGUUCCACUAACGUCCGUAAGUGAUAGGAGGCUAUAUUUAUAUAGAUUCUGAGAAACAGGGCGGUGUAGUAGGGCGAUUAUAAGUAUGCGAAUCGGUAAAUAUUAAAAACAUUAUAAAUGAAUUUUUACCCAUUUAUAGGGUUAAAAAUUAUAUUAUUUUACAAUAAUGCUCUUUUAUUUUACAAAACAAUGGAUCUAUGGGAUGAUGCAAAAUGGCGAGAAAAUAGGGCGGUCUUGUGUUUUUUUUUUUCACUUUUCAGUCAUAAAUUGAAUUGAUUGUGCUGCAGAUUGUUUGCUGUUAAUGUUACAGAAACAACAUCCAAAUUUGUUACUGACUUUGAUAAGUGGUGAAAACUGAGCCCAAAAUUACAAAAUCAUCAAGCAUCGGAAGAGCGCCUAUGUUGCCUUGAAAAGUGGAAAGCAUUAGCAGCAGGACUUAGGAUACACAAAACAAUUGAUACCGAAAGUAUUGCUGUGAUGGACAGGGAAAAGAAAAUGUGGAGGGAUAUCCUUCACAGGUUGCUGUAUAUCACAUUGUUUCUUGCAAAGCAAAUUCUGGCAUUUUGUGGCCAGAUCGGAGACAAAUCUUCACUAAAAUUUUAUUGAAAUGGUUGAUAUGCUAUCUAAAUAUAAUCAAGUGCUACAAGAGCACCAAAUGAGACUAAAGAGGAGCACAUCGACAUGAAAAAGCAUCCGUAUCUUACCUUUCACCAUAAACCUAAAAUGAAUUUAUAAAUGUCCUUGAAAGCAUAUGAAGGAGAUUUUUAUCAUGGACAUAAAGGCUGCGAGGUAUUUUGGAAUUAUGUUCAAAAGUACACCUGAUAUAUCACAAACUGACCAGAUAUCUGAAGUGACCAGAUAAGUGAACAUCCACAAAGGGAAAGUUGAAGUGAGAGAAGAUCUUCUUGGAUUUUUCCCGUUAAGAGGGACAAAAGCUGAUGACUUCAGGUCUGAAAUUCUUGCAAAUCUGAAAUGUGAUGGGCUAGACAUAAUGAUGUUCAUAGCUGAAGGUUACGAUAAUGCUGCCACAAUGUCUGGAAUCCAUGGAGGUGUUCAGGUUACUGUUAAAAGAAAUAAUAAGAACGUGAUUUUUAAUGGAUGCGUGUACCAUAUGACAUUUUUCAGUACUCUUGAAAGAAUAUUUUCCUUCUUUGCUGCAUCCACUCAUCAAUGAAAUGUUCUAUUUGAACACACUGGAAUGUCAGUGAAAAGACUAUUAACAAAGCAUUGGAGUACUUAUCAUGCUGCUAAGACAGUGAAAGUGAAAGUGAUGAAUGUGUGGUGGCUAUUGAAGCUUUGUGUAAUCCUCUUGAAAAUUUGGAUACAAGAGGUACAGAACAAAGUCUUUUGCAUGCUGUCUUUGAUUUGAAAUUCAAUUCUUUAAUUAUUAUGUUUGUGAUUUUACGUUUAUCAGCUACCUUUUACCUUUGGGCUCAUCUGCUUGCGGUCCUUGAUGAAACAUGCUAUUGAAAAGAAAUGUUUAAAAUCAGACCACUAUGGAAUUUCGGUAGUGAGAAGAUUAAGGUUUAAGAAGAGAAAUGCAGAAUAAAAAUUAAUAGAUGCUGGACUCUUUCUUCGAGACGAAAACAUUAGGGAGAUUCUGGAGUGUAUUGAUCGCUUUCAUUCGGAACUACAGAUCAUAUCAUCAGCGAUCAUGGAAGUAGCAGAUACGUUUGGGGCUGUUCAACACAAGAGUCUAGUAUCAGCAAGUGAAGAAGAGUUAUUGGUGUACGUUCCAAAAGUAACUUCUAUCUAUGAUGAGUUAUCAGAAGAUGAACUUUCAAAAGAAAUACCAUGGCUUAAAAGACAUCUAAAGGCAGCUGAUAUUGAAUUUUCAUUAAGUCAUUGACGGGUCAGUAAUUAAUGUUUUGAAAUUCAUAGCUGAUUGGGACUUCCUAGAAUCUCUUCCAAUUCUCUCGCUAAGUUUUAAAUUUUUUUUCUUACGUUAAGUGAGUCUUUGGCUUCAUGUGAGCGGAGCUUUUCAAAACUAAGGCUCAUCAAGAAAUAUUUAUGAUCCAUCAUGGGACCGUCAAGGCUUUCUAAUAUGGCUCUGCUAUCUAUUUAAAGUGACACAUUGAAGGAAAUUGAUUUUGAUCAAAUGCUUGACAGGUUUGCAGCUUUGAAGACAAGGAAAGGAAAAUUUUAAAUACUUUAAAUGUAAUGUAAAAAUAACUCUAACUCAACGUUGUUACAGUUUUUAAAUUCCUUGACCUCAUGAACUUCGUUUAUGUGUUUUGUUCUUGUUAUUGUUGUACUGUGGACUUAUCUUAACAAGAAAAAAUCGAUCAUAGAAGUUGGGGGGGGGGGGUGUGACACCGUGAGAUUUUCGCACCGGGUGACACCAACCCUAGCUACGCCACUGGUUUCAAAUGUUUAUUAACUUUUUUUAUUAAAGACAACAUUUGUGAUUCAUAUAAUGGGGGGGGGGGGGUGUGACACCGUGAGAUUUUCGCACCGGGUGACACCAACCCUAGCUACGCCACUGGUUUCAAAUGUUUAUUAACUUUUUUUAUUAAAGACAACAUUUGUGAUUCAUAUAGAAACCUUUUACCUUAUGCAUUUUUUACCUACAGACCAACACUUGUGUGUAUUUGAAAAAGCAAAUAGAAUUUGCAGAAAUGAGGUAUGACUAUUUUAUUAUUGUUACAAUCAAUGUUUCAGUUUUAUGUUAUUAUACAAUAAGAUGUCUAGUUCUUUUAAAAUAACUUUUUUGAAAAUAUAUAAUCAGACAAUUCAAAUAAUUAUCCUUUUUUUAAAAAAAACACCUAAAAACAGAGCUUCUGUGAACGAGUUGUGGGCCAAGGGAGAGAAUGUCACUUGUGGCGUAAUAACAGAAGAUACAAGAGUAAGAGUACUAAAUUUGAUUUUUAUUUUAAUAGUCUUAUAUUAGCUUGAUUAGCUUCUUUUCAUUAAUUAUUUUUACAAAUCAAAUUACUAUAAUCUCUUAAGUUUAAGAAAUGUCAAGUUUUGUUUCAAAACACUCGCUUCUUUUUCCUCAAAACUUUUUAACUGAACCUUUUAUUCUAAUGCUAGAAAGAAAUGUUUUAAACUUAUUCUCAUGUCUUCUAACUUUUUUUUCCUUUUCAGAUUGUUUUCCGUUCUCCUACUGCGGUUGUCCAGAUUUUCAUCCAGAUGAGCACAGAGAUGUGGGACUUUGACCUUCACGGUGACCUUUACUAUGAAAAAGCUGUUAAUGGAUUUCUGACUGAUCUUUUUGAUAAAUGGAAGGUAUUACAUUUUUCUUCUCAUUUUUUUUUUUAUACAUUAGAAUAAUGUAAUGUAGUAGUACAAUAUAAUCUACCCAGUUUUAUUCUAAGGCUAAUUGUGUUUAUUGCAGUAAAUCUUUUAUACCUGGUGUUUAACAUUAAGUUCAGAUUUGAAAUCUAUAAGCAUUGGUGUUUAUCAGUAAGUAAGAUUUGAAACCUGCAGUCACUGUUUUUCCACCAAAUUGUCCAGGCUGUGCAUUUUAAAUUAGGCUUUGCACAUUUAAAAGUGCUUACAAUAUAAUUUAAAUGCAUCAAUGUGUAAAUCUAUAAUGCAGCUCUCAGGAGUGCGUUUGUGCUAAUUCAAGGAUUGUAAAAAAGGGGAUGGACAUAUUUUUUAAGUUUAACCAUAUUUAAGCUAAUAAUUUUUAUCUAUUGCCUUUUAAUAAACAAUGGCUUGUAAGACACUAGAAUCAUUCCUUUGUCUUUUAAAUAAAAUUCUAGCAGUAUUGUGAAACACAUUUUUUCUACCAUGCACAUUCUAUAGUUUACUUUCUGGUGAUCUCAAUGGUAUUCUUCAUCAGAUAAGUUUCUUUGUGUCUGUAUUACUACUACACUUUUAUUAUUUAUCUGUUUCCUGAACUAUUAAAAUUAUUAUUAUUAUUUUAUAUUAUUACUUUUUGUUUUCUUCUGGUUUUUUUAUUGACUUUUGAUAGAAUUAUUUUUUCAAAAUAAAUUUUAUAUUUUUUAAAAUACAUCUUCUGAAGUUUGUUAUACCUUUAUAAUAGUUGACUUUCUAAGUCUUUAGCAGUGAGCAGCACUACAUUCCAAAUGUAAAUAAUUAUUAAAUUAAAUUAGUGGGUUAAAAAAAUGUGUAUUUGUAGAAUAACAUUAAAAUGAAUGAGGUCAAUUAAUAUAAUUCUCUAGGCAUGAAAGUAUGGAUAAUGGUAAGUUCGAAAGCGCACAAAAUAAAAUUCCUGACAACUGGGCUAAAUGACAUUCUUAAAAAUAUAGCAAGUGCAUUUGUUUGCUUAAUUAUUUUCUUUUGUUUUAUGGAAAUGGUCUCAAUUUAAAUAUGGUGUAAUAAAUCUGUGGUCUAAAAAGGGAUGGGAAAUUAGAAUAUUAAUAUAGUUCAUUGGCAUAAGAAAGUGGGCGGUGGCUUACCUGUUUGGGGGGGGGGGAGGCGGGUGUAGCUCUUAUUGCGAUUCUUUAAAAGUCUUAUCUGAAUGGAUGUUUUUUCAAGUAACUUAUUUAAAUAUGGUGUAAUAAAUCUGUGGUCUAAAAAGGGAUGGGAAAUUAGAAUAUUAAUAUAGUUCAUUGGCAUAAGAAAGUGCGCGGUGGCUUACCUGUUUGGGGGGGGGGAGGCGGGUGUAGCUCUUAUUGCGAUUCUUUAAAAGUCUUAUCUGAAUGGAUGUUUUUUCAAGUAACUUCAGUAAAUAGGAAGCACACACAUUGUGCCCACCAUUGUUUGGAGGGCCGUAACUAGUAACAUAAUGAUACAUUUUCUAUUAAUAAACCCAGGAUUAGUCAAAAGAUUGACUCCAAAAUUCUUUAUUUAUAUCCAUGCUAAUCUGUAACUAGAAAGAGCAUAAUUUAUAAAAUAUGAUUAAUGGCCUGUUUUGGCUACUUUUUGGCACAUUCUGUCUUGUUUGAAAUUAGAGAUCAAUAUUCAAAAGAAAUCUUUCUUUCGCUCUCCUAGGAACAAAACUGCAUGCAUGAUGUGACCAUUGUUCUCUUUUCUAGAGUUUUUUAUGAAGCAAAGUCUAUAGGUAAGAGAUGUUCCAACUCCAUUUGCAAUCAGUAGAUUAGUUGUUGUCAGAUUAAUUACUAAUUAUAUAAAUUUAAAUAUUCUGAUCUAGCUUGAUACAACAAAAUUAAGAAAAUGGGUAGGCAAAUUAAUUGUUAAAUAAUGUCAUCUAUAUGAUUAAAUUUAUACUCUCCAAAAAUAAAAAAAAUAAGAGGAUGGUCAUAUCCCUCCCUGAAUACAUCAGUAAAUUGACUCAUGAUUGUCACUGUAAUUUGUAUUCAUAGCAGCAUGACUGAGUUCUCCAUUCCCUCCACUUUAUGUUGCAUCCUUCAUGAUUGAGUUUUCAAUAUUUACAACAGAUGAGUUCCCAGCCUCAAUUCGAGAAUGUCUCCAGACAGAUUCCAAAGGAAGAAUGUAUGAAGACUAUUACAGGUGAACAUAGAAGUCAAUCAGUUUUUAAAAAUUUCCUCUACUGUACAAGGCCUCCUAUUUUUAAACUUAGCUGAUUAGACUAGAUGCCAAACUCUGCAACAAUGCAGCCUACAACAUGUCAAGUAUCAAUCAAUAUAAUUCUCUUUGUAUAAAGAAAGCAUGUGGAAAUGGUGAGUUCUAAAGCGUGCAAAAUAAAAUUCCCUAUAACUGCACUAAAUGAGAUGCUUAAAAAUACUUCAAGUGUGUGCAUAAUAUUUAAAUAAUUUCUUUACAGAAAUAGUCUCACUUUAUAUAUGAUGUAAUAAAUCUGCGGUAUAAAAUGGAGUACGACCAUUUAUAAAUAUCUUCUGAGUAAACUUUAACCUCCCAGUGACCGGCAGUUGUUUAAAAAGUAAAAUUUAAUACCAUGAUUAAAUGGAGCAUUUUUACUUAACCACUGAAGUAUUUACCUUUUUAAUUUGUAUGCAAACCUGAUUUUGUAGGGUCCUGGUACAGAAUGAACGUUACGAAGAAUGGCAGCCACUGCUCAGAGAGCUGCGGGUCAUUUUCAUUGACUAUCAGGAGAAGCUACUUUCAUUACACUCCAAGGCCCAUCCAGGCUUUAAGAUGCCAAAAUCAAGCCUGUCGGUGGCCUCACAGGGAAAUUUUCUGGAGACACUCAACAUGUCUUUAAAUUGUGAGUUGCUGAGAAUUAGUUUUGCAUGCCUUUUAUAUAAAAAAUGUUUUGAGAUUGACAUUGUUCUCUGCAUUGUUUUGCUAGCUGUAUGUUGAGUGGAAUAAACAUAUGGUUGUUUAGAUACAAGAUAUUUCAAUGUUUAAAAAAAAAAAAAUUAAAUCUAAAUUUUCAAAGUUUUAUUCUCUAAAUUUUUUCACAUAUUGCAAUUAACCAAAAAAGAACAAAAAAAACUCUUAAAAUUUUUAAUUAAGAAUGUUAAGGGCUGUUGCAAAUUUAAGCGGGCAUUACAUUGACAUUAUGAGGUUUCCCGUAUUGUUUUUUUGGCAUAUGACUUAAAUCUGACAAAAGGCAAAGUAAAUAAAUAAACCUGAACAAGAUUUUUUUCUGCCUUGUGCCAUCGAAUUCAUGGCUGAUUUAUUAUUUUGUUGCAGUGUUUGAGAACUACUACCUUGACCGUAACUUUGACAGGACCGGCAAGGUGUCUGUGGUGAUCACCCCUGGGCCCGGUGUGUUUGAAGUGGACAGGCAGCUGGCGAACAUAACAAAGCAGAGGACUAUCGACUGUGGUUAGUAACAUCCUCUUUCAGCCAUUAGAAAGUGAAAGGUAGCACUUAAAAUGUAUCCUGUAACUAAGGAGAUUUAAAAAACCAGGCUUCUCUAACUCCUGGCUAAGGGCGUAUAAUCUGGUGAAUGUCUGUCAGGUUUUGUAAUCUACUGGCUAGGCUCUGGUGAGUGACGAGUGGAGUUUUUGAAGCUUAAGUUUUUGCAGAUUUCCAGUCCAUCAUUGAGAAGAGAAAAAAAAAAAUCACACCAAAUUCAAAUAUACUGCCUGCUCUCACUUUAACAUAGAAUACUAUAUAAUAUGAUUCUGUUUUGAAUGUUUUACAAGCUUCUUGGAAAAAAGGGUAUAUUAAUUAUUUGUAUUAUAUAAACGCUAUACUUUAUUUAUGUCACCUAACAUUAGAAUUGUUUUUUUUGUUGCAUCUAUUAUCAUUCUGAUUAAGUGGGAUUUAAAUCUAUUAUCACACUGAUUUAGUGGGAUUUAAAUCUAUUAUCCCACUGAUUUAGUGGGAGUUAAAUCUAUUAUCACAUUAAUAUAGUGGGAUUUAAAUCUAUUACCACACUCAUUUAGUGGGAUUUAAAUCAAUUAUCACACUGAUUUAGUGGGAUUUAAAUCUAUUAUCACACUGAUUUAGUGGGAUUUAAAUCUAUUGUCACAGGAUUUAGUGGGAUUUAAAUCAAUUAUCACACUGAUUUUGUGGGAUUUAAAUCUAAUAUCACACUGAUUUAGUGGAAUUUAAAUCUAUUGUCACAGGAUUUAGUGGGAUUUAAAUCUAUUGUCACACUGAUUUAGUGGAAUUUAAAUCUAUUAUCACACUGAUUUAGUGGGAUUUAAAUCUAUUGUCACACUGAUUUAGUGGAAUUUAAAUCUAUUAUCACACUGAUUUAGUGGGAUUUAAAUCUAUUGUCACACUGAUUUAGUGGGAUUUAAAUCUAUUAUCACACUGAUUUAGUGGGAUUUAAAUCUAUUGUCACAGGAUUUAGUGGGAUUUAAAUCUAUUAUCCCACUGAUUUAGUGGGAGUUAAAUCUAUUAUCACACUGAUUUAGUGGGAUUUAAAUCUAUUGUCACACUGAUUUAGUGGGAUUUAAAUCUAUUAUCACACUGAUUUAGUGGGAUUUAAAUCUAUUGUCACAGGAUUUAGUGGGAUUUAAAUCUAUUGUCACAGGAUUUAGUGGGAUUUAAAUCUAUUGUCACACUGAUUUAGUGGGAUUUAAAUCUAUUAUCCCACUGAUUUAGUGGGAGUUAAAUCUAUUAUCACACUGAUUUAGUGGGAUUUAAAUCUAUUGUCACACUGAUUUAGUGGAAUUUAAAUCUAUUAUCACACUGAUUUAGUGGGAUUUAAAUCUAUUGUCACACUGAUUUAGUGGGAUUUAAAUCUAUUAUCACACUGAUUUAGUGGGAUUUAAAUCUAUUGUCACAGGAUUUAGUGGGAUUUAAAUCUAUUGUCACAGGAUUUAGUGGGAUUUAAAUCUAUUGUCACACUGAUUUAGUGGGAUUUAAAUAUAUUAUCACACUGAUUUAGUGGGAUUUAAAUCUAUUGUCACAGGAUUUAGUGGGAUUUAAAUCUAUUGUCACACUGAUUUAGUGGGAUUUAAAUCUAUUGUCACAGGAUUUAGUGGGAUUUAAAUCUAUUGUCACACUGAUUUAGUGGGAUUUAAAUCUAUUGUCACAGGAUUUAGUGGGAUUUAAAUCUAUUGUCACACUGAUUUAAUGGGAUUUAAAUCUUUUAUCACACUCAGUUAGUUGCAUUUAAAUGUGAUUAUCACACUGAUUUAGUGGGAUUUAAAAAAAAAAAGUUUUAAAAAGUUUUCUUCUGGUUCACUCUGUAAAAAAAAAUCUCAUUUGUUUAGUGUCCUCUUAAACAUUUAAUUCUAUUACUGUGAUCAAAUUUAGGUGUAGGAAGUGAUCUGGUCUGUAUGGGGGAGCAGCCUCUGCAUGCAGCACCGUUAUUUAAGGUAACUGUCUUAAAAUAAAAUGGUUAUCUAAAGCUGAGAUGUAAUGAUAAUUUUAUUUAAAGAACUAUUUUAAAAGUUUUUUUUUUACUUUAUGAAUAGACUUAAUUAAAUCUUUUGUGUAUUUUAUUUAAAAGAUGCUCCAAUUUUUUGCAACAAAACUUUUUUUAUUUUUUAAAAAUAGUGUGGUUUGGUCGUAAUCAUUUUUUUUGUCAUCAGUUCCACAGCAAAAUAAGUCAUAAAUCUAUAGAAGUUGGAGAUGAUUAUAAUAUACCUCAUUGGAUGAACCACAGGUAACAAAAGCUUACAAAAAUAAUAUUUAAUUGUUAGAGAUAAUUUAUAAUAAUGUAUCUAUUAUUGUUUAAUUAUUUAAAAAUUGCAGGACAUCUCCUUUUAAAUUUGCUUAUUAAAUAUUUUAUUUUUCAUGUAAAUUUUAGCAAUUGCAUAUUUAGAUCACCUCUAGCCACUUGUUAAAGGUGGUAUAGCGAGUUUAGCAAGUACGCUAAUGGUGAGAUUUCAAAUAAUACUUUCAUGAAGGCAUCAGGUUAACUACCCAUAUUCACUACUUCAUUUUUGGUAUUUCAGCUUCUACAUGUCCAAAAACCAAAUCCGUGAUCACCAGCAGUCUUCAUUUGUACCCAGGAUAAAGCCACCGCCAGCUCUGGUAAGACACAGAACUUGUUACACGAUAAGAACCCCGCUCUGCUGAAAUAAUUGAAAUAGACUGAUGAAUGGUCUUGAUCCGUUUCUCUAAUUGUAGUUAAAUAUCACCACAGGGAGAAUUUUAAAAAUUCUAAUGUAGUUUAUAUUUUCCAAGUGGAAAGGCUGAGAGAUUCUUUUAAAUUAAAAAUAAUUACGAGAACAUGAUUUAUUUCCCUUCACUACAUACAAAUGAUGGACAAAUGUGUAUGUUGUGCAAGUAAUAACUAUAAAACUCCCUGUUCAUUUUAAGAACUGCUAUGAUGAGAACUUAGCUGGUCUCCAUGAGCAUUACAAAGUUCAUCUCUGUGAACUUUAGUUUAUCUCUAUGAACAUUACUUAGUUCAUCUUCGUGAACAUUACCUAGUUCAUCUUUAUGAACAUUACUUAGUUCAUCUCUGAAAGUUACUUAGUUCAUCCUUAUGAACAUUACUUAGUUCAUCUCUGAACAUUACUUAGUUCAUCCUUAUGAACAUUACUUAGUUCAUCUCUAAAAGUUACUUAGUUCAUCCUUAUGAACAUUACUUAGUUCAUCUCUGAACAUUACUUAGUUCAUCCUUAUGAACAUUACUUAGUUCAUCUCUGAAAAUAAUUAGCUUAUCUCUAUGAACAUUACUUAGUACAUCUUCAUGAACAUUACAUAGUUCAUCUCUAUGAACAUUACUUAGCUUAUCUCUAUGAACAUUACUUAGCUCAUCUCUAUGUACAUUACUUGGCUCAUCUCUGAACAUUACUUGGCUCAUCUCUGUGAACAUUACUUGGCUCAUCUCUAGUGAACAUUACUUGGCUCAUCUCUAUGAACAUUACUUAGCUCAUCUCUGUGAACAUUACUUGACUCAUCUCUGUGAACAUUACUUAGCUCAUCUCUGUGAAAAUUACUUGGCUCAUCUCUGUGAACAUUACUUAGCUCAUCUCUGUGAACAUUACUUGGCUCAUCUCUGUGAACAUUACUUAGCUCAUCUCUGUGAACAUUACUUGGCUCAUCUCUGUGAACAUUACUUAGCUCAUCUCUGUGAACAUUACUUAGCUCAUCUCUGUGAACAUUACUUAGCUCAUCUCUAUGAAGAUUACUUAGCUCAUCUCUGUGAACAUUACUUGGCUCAUCUCUGUGAACAUUACUUAGCUCAUCUCUGUGAACAUUACAUAGCUCAUCUCUGUGAACAUUACUUAGCUCAUCUCUGUGAAAUGUUAUGUUCAACAGUUGAAAGAGCUUGAAGCUCCAAAGCAAGAUAAGAAAUGUAAGUAUCUCAAACUUUUCUUUUUGCCUUUUUUAUGUUAACUUUAAAAAAUGUAAAAAAUUUGUUAAACCUUUACCAAUCUUGACCUCUUUUAACUUGCCAACCUUCUUAUGUUGACGUUUUUUGAAGUGGAACGCCAAAUUUUCUCUUUGUCUUAGCAUUUUAACCUUGGUUAUGUCGAUUUUUUUUUAUGUUGCCAAACUCUGAUAUCUGGAGCACAAAAGGCGGCCGACUUUGCCACUUAUCUAAAUCCCCAUGACCAAUCCCUGGCUUUUGAACUUCUGUGCUCGUUUUUUUUUAGUUAAAAAAUUUGUAAACAGCUGAUCGAAAUGGCUUCAUCGAGUAAUACUGCUAGUUCUAAUCGAUCAAAAUUUCAAUCUAUAACUGCCGAUGAAGCAAGUAAAUUGAUUUACUUGGAUAUUUCAAAUGACGAUAAAUCUGACGAUGGUGAUUACGAAAAUUUAUUAUUUGACGAAAAAAGUGAUGAGAAAUAUAUUCCUCAGACUAAAAAGGGACAAAAAUUAUCUGUUGGAAAGGGGAAAGGAAAAAACUCAUAACUUGACAAUUUCUGGAGCUACUGCAAUGAAACUUUCUAGUUGUUUUGGAUAUAUAACUCAUUUUUUAAAAGUAUUAACUUGGAUUAUUGUUACCUGAUUUAUGAGCUGGUGAGUAAAUCAAAAUUUUUUUUUUUUUUUUUUUUUUUUUUUUUUUUUUUACAUAAACUGCAAAAAAUUCUCUUUGGGUAAUUUUUUAUCAAUUUUUAUUUACUAGAAACAUAUUCAAGGGUAAAAUUUUCAAAAUGAAGUUAUAGCUUUCAGAGCUAGUUUGUUAGAUAGGGCCUGAAAAAUGCAAUUCAUUGAUACCAAAUUUAUGUUUGUAUGUCAAUUCUAAAGAAAGUUAUGAUUUUUUCGUGAAUUAUUUUGGGAUAACUCUGUUAAUUGAGACAUAUAGGAAAAUAUAAAAGUGACUAAAAUAAAAAUGGGGCAGAGAGUUGGGAGAGAUAUUAAAAAGAGCAGUAAAUUGAAGUUAUUUAAUGAAGAUAACCAUAACAAACUAUAUAUAUAUAUACGUGAUCAUCAUAACAUUAUCCAAACAGACGUCAUAAUAAAUUCUACGUUACGCAAGAUGAGCUCAUUAAUAUUCAAAAUGGCGGUAAAUUUCCAUGUGUCAUAUUUGAAUAUGAACACAACAUGAACAAUAUUCUUCAAAAUAUAGGGUCAUGCAUAUCAAAUUGUUCGUAUUGAAAAGGGGAAAAAUAAUAAGUGGCAUAUGGAAGGGUGAACCAAUGUGUCCAUUAAAAAAUUCAAUUUAUUUUAUAUCUCUGAUAGGAAAUCAAUAUCUGAUAUUAAAUUUACAAUAUUCCUUUUUUAAUUACCUAUGUUUUGAUAUGCAGCAUGAUAUAGUUUUGAUAAAUAGCGAAACGGAGCUUUUCAGUUUAAAAUCAUCAGGUCAAAUAGAAGUUUAGUCCCAAAAUUUUACUGCGUUCCCUAAAGAAAUUGUGACGUAUUGAAUGGGUUAAAUAAAUGUUUCAAUUCGAGGUUUAAAAACCCGGUAGAGUCCAUAUUAUAAAUGAUCUUAAUUUGCCAUAUGCAAAAGGUUGUCAUGGUUAUGGGGUACUAUGUCAGUUUCAUUUAUUAGAUUUUGCUGUAUGCAAAAGAUAUUAAACCGUUGUUCAGGGAAAGCUUUAAUUAACUAGUCAUGUGCCAAAGUUGAAAGUUCAAAAUAAGAAGUCCCCAAAUAGUAUUUUAGUAAUAAGAGGAUGCACUGCCUUAAUAUAAGCUAUAUAGAGACGAUCAGCAGAAUGAGGUCACAAAAUGUGAAGGCUUCGUCCAUAGUAGAAAAUACCAAACGAACUUGCCCUUAAAAUUCGUAGCUCAAAAAGUACUAGUCUAAAGUGAAAAAGUUGAUUCUGGUUUCAUUUUUUUAAUUUGAAAUUUGCUAAAAUAAAUGUAAUAUUUAAAAAAGUUAUUUAUUAUUUUUUUAAUCAAGUACCUGCAUUUAUCAACACACAUCAUGUACAUACAGAAAUUUUUAAAUCAAGCACAUGUUAGUAUAUUGCUGCCAUAUUGGUUUUCGGUUAUCUGGAUCAUGGGUUAUCUCGAUGCUUUUUGGCCAAACCCGAGGCCGUCGGCCGUCGACAUAACCUGGUUCUACUGUACUAAAAAAUUCGUAUAGUUCUGUAUCUCAUCGUUUUUAAUUUAGUUUGUUAGAUUUGUUUUGUAAACCAAAAAACAGCGAGGGCAUUUGUUUACCGUUGUGUAUGUAAAAUUUUAAUUUUCAAAGCCAUUGUGGGAAGAAUCAUCAUUCUGACACAUUUCUUCAGCUUUUGUAUGAACAGAAUUUUGUACAGCCCUUUUAAAUCAACUGGUCACCACACCUCAAUGCUUUGUUUGUCAUUUAUCUUAGCACUGCUGCCCCCCAAAGACAGUUCCAAUGAUGACAACAUCCCCUUUGUUGACUAUGAUGAGUAUGAUGCUCAGGUUUUCAAACUGUCCUCGGGCGCAAUGUCAAGGACAUUGUGAGUAAAGCCUUUCUGCUCUUCAAAAUUAAAUUUGUUUUUAAACAAGUUAAAACCUCUCAUAGUUGGGGAACUAUGAACUUUUAAUGAAAUACUUCUAAUAAACUUAUAAAAGCACAAUUUUUAAAUAGUUCCAAGUAUGUUACAAUUAAAAAAAAAACACAACAUUUUUAUGAUUUUAUUAUCAACUGACAUCAUUUCAAGGCCACUGCUUUUAAUAAAGGAGGAUAACAUUUUGAGAUCCACCGAUUCAUUCAAAUCUUUCCUUGAGAGAAAAUAUAUUAAAAUCAAAGUAUAGAUUUCAUAAAGGAACUUUGGGCUGAAGCUGAGCUGUACUUGUGCAAGUCAGAAUUAGAUAACAAUCUUGUAUCAAAGGGUAAGGUCACAAGAUAAUUUAAAAAGAGUUGAGCCUACCAAAACAGCUUUGGCUUUGGAGCAUAAAUCAAGUUAAAAUUAUGUAUCUAGUAAAUAGUAUUUUACCAUUUGUUUCCACUGGGCCAGGGUAACACAUUGAUGACGUACAGAAUGAGCAUUGCCUGGUAGACUUCUACAUUUCACUGCCAUUUUUCAUUCAUCAGUUCAAUCAGAGGAGCCGGCGCUCAUGCUAACUCCAGCCGUCCAGCCCUGCCCAAGACGUUUGUGGAGGCCAGGCGGAGGCUCCGGCCGCGACAGCGGCACACAUCGGAUGAUCUCUCGGCGUACAUGAAUGACCACAACAAAGGCUCCGGGAGGGACUCUUCGGCCGCCAUUUCCAUUCCCAGUGGUACAAGCUUUCUUGAUGACUUCGCAUAUUCCUUUGAUUGUAUUAAAGUCUAUGGUGAGACAUUAACCCCUUGAGCUUCACUCAAAGCCUGCCAGCUCAGUGUUCGCCUGGGGCUGUCUAUUUCAACAAGUUAAGAUUAGCUAACAUUUUGGUUUGGAUUAAAAAAUGUAUAAUUUUAGAAUUCUCGUUGACUACUUCCGACAGCCGUGAUAUGAAACUAUUGUAAAGAUUGUUUUAUUGACAUCCAACUCACUCAAUCAAUGGGGCAGUAACUGAAUUGAAUUAUUUAAGAAAUCAUAUUAUUUAGGUCUAUAAAUUUAUUGGUUUUUUUUUUUAUUGCUGUGCAAUAUCUUGUGCAAGCCUGAACUUCUUUUGGAUGCUUGUGCUUUUAUAGAUUUUUAUAUGUUAGCUUUAGGCUUGAGUUGUGCUCAAAUUAUCUUCAUUACAACUGUUAUAACUCACUUUUACUACUAAUUUAUCCAAAACUUAUUCUAAAACUAAUCCAACUUUAACCCCACAGAUUUCUGAAACUAGAGAUAUAUUUUUUUCAGGCCCCCUAAUGUAUUGCGCCCCCCCCCCCCCCCCCAAAAUAAAAAUAUUUAUAUCUCUUAUUCAUUUAUUCCUCUAAGCUAACAUGUUGUUAACCACAAUGGGAUAUUCCUAACAAUACUCUUAACAUUUUUAAUUGUCCCUACGAUCUCAUGACUUUUGUUUCUUCUAAAAAAUGGUUUUAAGAGUAUUUAUACUAAGUGAAUUAAUCGAUUUUAUUACUUUCAUAGACACCUUAAAGUGUAGCAGUCAAAAACAUUACAUCUGUUCAUCCUCAUAUUUAAAAAAAAUGAUUUUUAAAUAAGGGUCCAACUAUUUUUGCAAUUAAAACAUGUUUCACUUCACGUGACUGCUUAAAUGUAGACCUACUUUGCUUUUUAAGCAUUUUGCAUUCAUAACACUAAUCAGAGAUAGCUUUUGGUUCACCGUUAAUGACCAGCGAAUGCCACUGACAGCUCACAGCUGUUGUCAUUUCUUACCUCCCCAGACAAAGCAAUGAGCAGAGGGUCUUUUGAGUCGACAGAGAGCGACGAACUGAUCCACCAGCGCAGGGUCGUGGGUAGUGCCGGGUCUCCGGUCGGUCACUCCCGUAACCUACACAACUACCGACCGCACAGGGCCCUGAUAAACCCGUUUGCACCGUCAAGAUUGCAGUUCAAGAUGACUAGUAAUCGUAGGAGAUGGGUUCAUGCUUUCCCUGUUGGUAAGUCAUUCUUGUCCAUGCCUUUCCUGUUGGUAAGUCAUUCUUGUCCAUGCCAUUAAAAAUUUAAAAAAGCCUAGUUCUGGUGGAUGUCCCUAGCUCUGGUGGAUGUCACUAUUUCUGAUGAAUGUCCCCAGUUCUGGUGGAUGUCACUAGUUCUGAUGGAUGUCCCCAGUUCUGGUGGAUGUCCCUAGUACUGGUGGGCGUCCCUAGUUCUGAAUAGAGAGACAGAAAUCAAAGCUAUGAUAUGCCAGACUUUGUUACUCUGGGCCUUUGUUAAUGAUUAAUUAUUGGUUGUCCUUUGUGAAUGUAUAUUUGUUGUUCUUUGUAAAUGAUUAACUAUUGGUUGUCCUUUGUUAAUGUUUAAUUAUUGGUUGUCCUUUUUUGAAUGAUUAACAUAAAACACUUAUUGCCAAUAAGUAAAAUAUGAGAGCCAUGCUUAGCUAUGUAUGGCUUUUGUCCCCCAGAAUAGGCUAUAUCUACAUUUUGGAUGAUGAUCUGGCAAAGUUAUUUCCAGAUUUGUUCCUUUGUAAAAUAUAUUUUUUUAAAAAUAUUGGCACUCUUCUUAUUUUAUGAAAUAACUUAGGCACAUAUAGGCCUAAACAGACAUGAGUUUUUUCUUUAACUUUUUGUACUCCCCUUUGAAUUAUGCUUUAAUAUAGUUGAUGCAGUUGUCUGAAUAAUGCAUGCAUUUGUUUUUGCAUGUGGUGCACCACAUAAAGCACAUUGGAGAACUCAACUAAACCCUGACGUGUUGUCAACUAAACCCUGGUGUGUUGUCAACUAAACCCUGGCGUGUUGUCAACUAAACCCUGGCGUGUUGUCAACUAAACCCUGGCGUGUUGUCAACUAAACCCUGGUGUGUUGUCAACUAAACCCUGGUGUGUUGUCAACUAAACCCUGGCGUGUUGUCAACUAAACCCUGGCGUGUUGUCAACUAAACCCUGGCGUGUUGUCAACUAAACCCUGGCGUGUUGUCAACUAAACCCUGGUGUGUUGUCCACUAAACCCUGGCGUGUUGUCAACUAAACCCUGGCGUGUUGUCAACUAAACCCUGGCGUGUUGUCAACUAAACCCUGGUGUGUUGUUAUUUUUUAAAAAAUGAUUUGAUAUCUACAGAUCAGAAAGGUAUGGCCAUCCAGGCCAGACAUAUACAUUCAGUGGAGCAUUCAGAGCAUGACUACGACUUUCCGUUUACAGAGAGGGGAUCAGUGCAGGUGAGGAAAAGAUAUUUCUUAAUGAUGCACAAAUCAGACAUGGGGGGGGGGGUAUUUUCUAAAUAUUUGAUUUUUUCCAGAUUUUAUUUAAAUAAACUUACUUUUAAAACAUUCUUUAAAAAAAACAAAAAAACAAAAUGAAUGCUCCUGGUGUGUUACUCAUUUUCAGAGCCCCAUAGUGACUGUCACCACAAGCAGGAAGAAACAGAAAAGUAUUCUGGGAGUGAAUGAAAGACAAGACUUGGAUCAGCAGAGCCAGGGGUGGGUCAGGUGUCUGCAUAAAUAGAAGAGACUAGUUCUAAAGAAUGUUCGUUCAUAAGCGUGAAAAUUCUGACCAUCCAUAAUUUAAUAUGCCGGAGUAUCUAAGGAUCAGACACAAAGGCCGGCCUUUCAUACUAUGGUAUUCAACUUGUAUUAAUUGUACUUAUCAUGAUGUUGAGUGAAUAGUAUUGCCAUCUUCUUCCAGUACCUUUGUUUUGAUGCAGUCUUAGUAAACAAUGGUGAAAGCACUUGAAUUAAAAAAUGUUGAAAACAAAAUGUGGAAAAACAUAAAAAUCUCCUAUAACUAUAAUCCGCUCGUAAGGCUGCCACCCGAAUAUUUCCACACCAAAAAAAUGCCCAACAGACCUUUCGGAGUUGGCUCUCACCAAAUGUAUCCUAGUAAAUUUUCUGGAUAUUUCGAGAUGGAACGUAUCUUAUGAAAUCUUGUCUAUAAUCGUUUUUACCCACUGAUAAGUUUAUAUUUCAGAUUUCUCAAAGAGGGUGGUAUGUGUGGGACGAGUGGUAUGUGUGGGACGAGUGGUAUGUGUGGGACGAGUGGUAUGAAUGAGUGUCUGCCACAAAUUUAUAGAUGAUUAUAUAAGGUCUUUGAAACUAAUCCUCCCUGAAUUAAUAAUCAUACCAUUUUUUGGUCAAUGCAUAUAAACAACAAAGAAUUAUGUUAUUGUCUUGACAGCGGGGAGAGCGUAGCAGAGUCCCCAGUGUCCAGGUCAGAUCACAACUCCAGUAGCAGUUUCAGCAAGAGGAGCCUCGGGGACUCAGCCUGUGAGUUUCUUUAAUAUCAUAGGUGUACACAUUGACAAACUCAAUAUAUCCUUGAUAGUUGUCCUUGAUAGUUGUUUUUAUUUUUUAGACAGGCUGGGGGUGUUUGACAAGUUGAAUGUACUUUCCAUGUUUCAACUGGGCUAGAGGCCUAGAUGGAGAUCCGUUAAACUGAUCACUUGAUCAGUGUUGUGCUUGUUUAGGAGAAGUUGGUGUUUGUACACAUAGCCAGACUAGAGAAGCUCUUAUUUUGUGAAAAGUCUGAAAGGUAAAAUAUAUUGCAAACCCCCCAAAUGUAGUCCUUAGUGAUCCUAAAAGGUACAGAUACUUCAUUUCCUCAAUUACAAAAAAAAAAAAAUUAAAUUAAACAAUUUUUUCUUACAUAAUUCUUUUUGACAUAUUCCUCUUGCAUAUGCUGAGCUUAUCUUUAAACAGUCUUUUGAAGUGGAAAUAUGUGUACAAAAAUUCAGUUUUAAAAUACUGCUCUCCCACUGCCCAAUAUUUCAAUUUAGGUGUACACAUUUUUAAAAAAAAUCAAAUUUAAAAAAAACAUAGGAUUUACCAUCAACCUUGAAGGUAUGUAAUUGAUCAUCAACCUUGAAGGUAUGUAAUUUACCAUCACCUUUGGAGGUAUGUAAUGUACCAUCAGCUCAUAUUAACAGAGAGUUAUACAUUGUGCAUAGAAAAAUACAUUCUUUUGAUUAACUAUUAAUCGCCCUGCGCAACAUUUUCCUAGCAUUGUCCAGACGGGGACAUGGCAGUAAGGCAUCCCUUGGCAGCAAGACAAAAAUAUUUGGAUCCGGGGCCACAAAAACUGGCAAUGACCAAGAGUGGUCUUUGGAUAUGAGCACAGGUAGGUCUUACACCAUCGGAUUGUUCAGGAUAGUUUUAAAAAUGUAAUAAAAUUGCGUAAGCAUGACAAAUGGGAGAGUAUGGCUGGUAAAAGGGGAUAAAGUUCAAAAUAAAAACACACGACAUGAGAUUUAUUAUCUAUUAACCUCUUAUAUAAUCCAGAUUACCAUGUUAUUUUGGAAUUAAAUGUAGAUGGAAUCCUCAGAGUUAUAAUAUUGCUUCACUUGAAUAUGUAUAUUUAUUUAUCUUAAAAAAAAUUAUUUGAAACAAAGUAAAAAUUAUUCCAUAUUUUACCUAAGUAUAGCCCUACUGCUAAAAAGCUCUUCAUGCCCUCCGCAAAGCACCCCCCCCCCCACCCCCAGUUGACUAUUGGGCCACGAUGCAGCAUCUUUGAGAUAUCCUCCUGCUAGGACACACCCCCACCCAUAAAUUCACUAGAUUAUCUUAAGGACAUCCAGUUGGUCGGUGAUGUUGCUCUCACAUCAGCAGUAGAUGUUCUCAGGGGUCGGGAUGGUGCAUUUUUGUCCCAAUAUCUCCCCCUGCCCAUCCCAGGGAAGCAUCAGAGGCCCUCUAAAAGGGUUUUCUACAGUGGGUUUCUAACUCACAAAUAGUUCAGAGUAGCUAGGAUGAAACGGUUGCUUAGGAACAGCGUCCUCAAUGGCUGUGCGUCUAGAAUCAUAAGCAUGAGGCUGCCACUACCCACCUCAUGCCUCAACUCUGUCAUCGGCAACACUGUAAUUAUGAUCCCUCUCCUGUUUCUAUGUUAUUUCAACUGCAGAUUCAUCUACAUCUGGUUGUAGCACUGAGUUGCUUAAGUUUUCUGCAGAUACCAUGCAUGCCCUUUUUCUGCCCACGCAAUUGUGCUUAUGUUCCGGGUAGCGCUAGGGUGUCGAUGGCAGCACCUCUUUAGUCAGCAUGCCACUACAGACACAUGGACCAUAGCCCCAGGAAUAUUUAAAUAUAAACCCUUAACUGACUGUCUUAUCCUUUCCAUUUCAAGUCUAAAUGUAAAAAAGAUAUUUGCCCCAUUUCUCAUUUCCAAUAUAUUGCUUCCCAGUAAUCUUCUUGCUGCCUAGCAGUGAGAAUCACUUCCAUCUAGAAAAAAUUAAUUCAGCCCCAAAACAGAUUCCUUCUAACCCAGACCUGUUUACCCCUAGGAUAGUGUCAGUGUAGUUUUCAGCUCUUAAUAACAUAGUUUCAAGCUCUAAGGAGUAGUCAGGUGGGGGGGGGGGGCUGGUUGGAAAUCAAAAUACAAGUUGUGGAAAUAAAUCCACUCAACUGGUUAUGUAAGUUAACACAAAUAAAUAUACAGGAUAUAGUGCUGUGAUUUGUCUUUAGGGUGAGAAAAGGUUUUAGGGCAGGCACAUCGGCAGUUAAGUAUUAAAAACGUACUUCUCUAAAAGAUAAUAUUCUGGUUGGUUUAUUGAGAUCGACUGCAAAGGCCAAUCACUGCUGUAGUCUUAAAAAUGUAGUCACUAAGGAGAAAGCGUACGGGUACAGGUCUGCUAACCAAAUUUUAUAGAAGAAAGAAAUAUGCCAGUUUUGAUAAAACAUGCAAAGUGUAUUUUUCCAAUACAUUUCAUCUUGGGUGUUUUCAUUUCAUAUUUUGAUACUUGAAGCAUGUGCAAUUGUUAGAAGAUUUUAUCUCAGCACUGAAAAUUUAAAAAAACAACUUUGAAACUAUUGGCAUACUUAACAUUUAUGUUGCUUGAAUGAAAUCAAAUAUAGAUCAAUUAGCUAUGAAUGUGUAUUAGUUGGUUGUUAUCACAACAUUUAUGUGGCUUGAAUGACAGCAUAUACAAAUUAAUUAGCUAUGAUUGUAGAUUAGUUGUUUGCUAAACUUUUGACAUGCUUAACAUUUGUGUAGCUUGAAUGAAAGCAUACUUAGAUCAAUUAGCUGUCAAUGUGGGUUAGUUGUUUGUGAAACUGAGAGCAUUCGCAGAAGUGUCAUCAAAAGAAAUAUCAAUCACAAUACUCACAGGGAGAAAGGUUGUUGAAUUGUCAAUGUUAGAAAAUUUAUAGUAUUUACAAAACAAAAUAAAAGUAUUUGGGGCUUAUCAAAGAUGCAAAAGAACUAUUAAAUUUGUGUCCAGGGCCGAAAAGCUGCUGGGAAUAAAUUAGUCUAAAACCUCUAAUGAAUAGGAGGGAAAAGAAAAAAGGAGCCAAGUGAUUUUUUUCUUUCUUUCAAAAUGAGAUGUAAAUACAAUUUAUACGAAACAAAAAUGUCGCUUAGCUAAUGGUUUCACUGUGUUAAUUUGUUUCCUAUCUUAAUGUGGACUGCUUUAAAAAAACAGAAGAUUUUGUGGAUCUCUAAACAUUUUUCGAGUGAUGGGUCAAUAAGUAAAAUAAUUCAAGUUCACAACUUUACAUCAAAAGUACUGUGUGUACUUUUGUCUGGACUCCAUCUUUAUGUAUGAUCCACAAAUAUAUGGUACAGCCUAGGAUUGACUUUCACAAAGUUAAAAAGCUUUUUUUUUAAAGAUAGAUUACUUGUCAUUCAAAAACAGAGAUCACAUAUUAUGUAUUUGAUAAUUUCAAGAAUAUUUAUUUUAAAUGGAUUCAAUUGUAACAGUAUUGCAGUAAAUGUGUACAAGUAAUUCUUACAUAGCAACCCAUAUGUUUGACAUUUGUUCAGACUUUCAACCAACUCUUUCCAGUGCAAAGAGUUCCCUUGUUGUCAUUUUAUUUUUUUUACAGAAGGAUUUGUAUUUUGAAAUACUUUUUUUGCUCUAGACCUUUUGUCUAUUCGGAACACAAAAAAAAUGAUAAAGCACCUAACAUAUGGAUCAAUUUACUUCAUGACCUAUUAGCAGGACAGAACACUGUUGAAACAUCAAGACUACAGUGAUCCCUCAUCAGUUGGGGGAUUCACUUUAGGCUGUCUACUGUUUCGCGAAUUUUUUACAUGCAUAUAUCCAAUUUUUUAAUCACUGAUUUUUCGCUAUAUUGCAGGAUUUAGCUGCAUAUAGGUAUUUUAUAUAUUUUAUUAUUUUAAUUAUUUUUGCUGUAAAAUAAGUAUUUUCUAGCAUAAAUAAUUGAAAACACUAUAAAAAAUAUAUAUUACUUAAAACAUAGUAAAAGAAUAUUAAAUCAAAAUAAAAUUUGUAGAAUGCAGCAGAUGAGUGGACAAAGACCCACAUAAGGAAAACGUUAAUAACAGUGGGGGGAGGGUUUAUAAAGUUCUUAAAAUAAUAUAAAAAUAAAAUAUAAGGUCGCUAUUUUUGUCGAUAUCGCAGGGGUUUCUGAAAUUAACCCCCUUAAUAGACGAGGGGAUCACUGUACCUGUAAUCAAGUUGCAAAAUGUUGAGGUGCUCACCUUUGUUUCAGAUUGAAAAAAUAGCUGUUUCAUAACUGCACAUAAAAUAAAGGAAAAAAAAGAACAGGUUUUCUAGUUUUUAAAUGUAUAAUGGAAAGCCAAACCUUAUUAUUUUGAAUAUAAACAGAUUCAAAAUGGAAAGAGAAAAAAAUAAAAUUUGUUUUAUUUCUUAGAUUCAUAUUUCUUUGAGCACCACCAGCAAUGUUUUCUCUCACCAAGCAAUUGACUUUUCUGUUUACUUUUAUUUAUAGUACUUUUCCCCCCAACGUCAAAGCUAAACAUAAGGAAGUAUCCCAUUUUAUGACCCCCCACCCCCAACUGCCACCACCACACAGUUUUUUAUAACCAGUUUCAAAUACUGCUUAUAUUUUAACCCAUUUAUCAGAUAAUAAAUAGGGGACGAAAUCUUAAAAGAAAAAUUUGUUGUUGUUGUUGAUGUAGGACCCCAUAUAAAGUAUUUUGAAAAGAGAUUCAUCAUACAGCAUGUUGAAUAUAGUUAUUGUCAUUGAGGCUAAAGAGAAACAAGGAAUAUAGUUAUUGUCAUUGAGGCUAAAGAGAAACAAGGAAUAUAGUUAUUGUCAUUGAGGCUAAAGAGAAACAAGGAAUAUAGUUAUUGUCAUUGAGGCUAAAGAGAAACAAGGAAUAUAGUUAUUGUCAUUGAGGCUAAAGAGAAACAAGGAAUAUAGUUAUUGUCAUUGAGGCUAAAGAGAAAUAAGGAAUAUAGUUAUUGUCAUUGAGGCUAAAGAGAAACAAGGAAUAUAGUUAUUGUCAUUGAGUCUAAAGAGAAACAAGCUGUUUUCAGGCUAUUUACAACACAUUCAAAUAACUCUUGACUUAAAAGUUUUAAAACUGACCACUGUCAGGUCAGUUGAUGCAUCCAGUUUUACCUUUGAAUAGCUCUGAGCAGGAUGCAGCUGCUGUAAGCUUUUGAAAAAAAAACAGUGUUUACCAAACUAUUAUGCCUGGUCCUCCCUUAAUUAGACUGGGGAAUUUUUGACCAGAUGAAUUAAGAGUAAAUGUAUUUAAUUUUAAUUAAAUUAGAUUUUUGUUAACUGACAGGAUAAGCUGUCUCAUCUUGUAAGAAAUAAUUUAUCUCAUCUAUGUAUAUCAUUGUUUGGGAAUCAGUUGUUUUUUUUGUUGUUUUUUUUUACGUACUGUUUUCUUUAUUUGAGAAUGUCACUGUCAUUUUAAUGCUGAAAUGAGAAGCCUUAGUUUUCAUUAUAUUUCAACUGCAUUAUUUUCUAUAUUUAUAUUUAUCAUUAGCCAUUCUUGUUGGCUACCCCAAUUUUUUAUAAUGUCAUAUAUGCAAAUUCACACCAUAAUAACUGCUGUUGGAGAUCCAUGUAUUAAUGUAUUUUAUUUAAGUGAUAUUUGUAUCCUCAGAUAGUGCAUGAAAAGCGUAUUUAGCAGAAUGUCAGCAAAUUUCUAAUCUGAAAAUAUUUUUUUUUUACACUCAGCAGAAACAAAAUACUAUGCCCUCAAACUUUGAAUUGUUACAGAAGCAUUUCUCUUGCCCAUAAUAUCUCAAUGGGAUUUUUUUUAAAUAUUUUUUUUAAAAGUAAUUUUUAAAAUAUUCUUUUAAAAAAUGCCUGCCAGAAUUUUAUGUCUUUAACAUAAUAGAAAUGUGCAAAUAAUAUCUUGUAAUGCAUGCAGCGAUGAAGACUCAAACAUGAUUGAACUAACAAUAAAACAAUGAAAAAAAAAAGCUGUUGAAUUAAUUUUAAAAAACAUGUUACAAAUGAGUGGUGGAUCCAAAAAAACAACUUAAGUUUGAUUUAAUUAACAUCAGUCAUGACAUUGGUUCAUUCUGCCCUUUUGAAAUUAAUACUCUUAAAACAAAAUUUGAGGGGGCUUGUAAUAAUUAGCUUUACUUUCUUUCAAGCCACUAAAUCAGAACACAUUUUAAUUGCUUUAAAAAGUUUUAAAAAACAUUAAAUUACAAUGUAUUAUUUCCUUGACAAAACAUUUUGGAUGUUAUGCUUUUCUACAGGCUAUGACUGGCGCCCUUUGGCCUCUGACCUCCAGCACAGGGAGGGGUCAAGGCUGACCAAAUCAAUAUUUAGAGGAGAUAUCCAAUCGAACAUGUUUGUUGAAGGGAUAAGUACGAGGACCCCUUUAAUUUCUCAGCUGUUGCUUUUUAUUUAUUUUGCUGUGAAUUCUAUAUUUUAACAGAUAUUUUUUGAGCAGGCCUAUACAUAUAUUUUUUUUUUACACCAUUAUUUUUAAAUAAAUUAAUUUCUUGAUUAUAAACUUGCAUCAAUUUAUAGCCAGCAUAAUCAUCUUAUUCACUUUGCAUUUGACUAAUUUUUUUUUUCUACUUUAAAGCUACUGUAUUGUAAAGGAUAUUCUUUUUCCUCUUAUGCUAACUUAGAAUACGAUUUUGAAAUUUAAAAAAAAAAAAAUCUAGCUUUUUUUUUUUAAACAUUUUUUUUAUAUGUUCUGCACCAUAUUUAUAAUUUUUUUUUUCUACUUUAAAGCCACUGUAUUGUAAAGGAUAUUCUUUUUCCUCUUAUGCUAACUUAGAAUACGAUUUUGAAAUUUAAAAAAAAAAAAAUCUAGCUUUUUUUUUUUAAACAUUUUUUUUAUAUGUUCUGCACCAUAUUUAAGUAAAAUAAGUUAACAUAUAUUUAAAAAAAUAGUUUUCACCAAUUACAAUGAUCCUAUUUAAUUAAAAAGUGACGUACAUAUUUGAUCUGCAGUACGAAUACUGGGCUUUUCUUUUAGAGGAAAGCAAAGUUUGAUCAAAUUAGAUUAGCAAGAUCUGAUGCAGAUAAAAUAUUAUAGGAUUUCAUCUUUUUUAGCUGUUGAAUAGUUAAAUAUAAGUGUAUCACAAAGCACAUUUACAUUGUUAAAAAAAACAAUUUAGGAAUAAAAUGUAAAAAUAUAUAAAUAAUAAUAUAAAUAUAAUCUACUGAUAUAUUAGAUUUAGAGGCUUCUUUGCUCAAAUAGUUUUUUUUUGUUUGUGUAAUGGUCAAUGCCAAAAAACUAAAUAAAAACAUCCAACCAGCCACAAACAAAUAUGUGUACGAUUAUCCACAAACUGUACAUCAGAGAUUACAAAUCUUCAAUUUGAUUGUCGGCUCAGUACACAACAUUGCAUUCCAAAGUAGGAUGAUGCUUUAAAAUAGUCUUGUGGAGAAAUGUUUAACAGCGCAUUCCAAGUUUUGGGUAGAAGCAUCAGCUGGGAAAAGAUGUUUUUUUAUUGUGUCCAUGUUGUAAUCCACUGGUCUCCAAACUUUUGCUGGUUGGCGUUAUAGUUGAUUUUUGCAUACACAACAGAUUUACAUCAAAGUUCAAAGGCGUAAAUUUUAUACGUUUUUUUAAAAGUGUAUGAUAAACCUUGCUGGCCCUGCUGACAGCCUUAAGUUUAUUCUACGAUUUGAAAGAAAUGUUAAUUGAAGGAUAUGAUAUAUUUGUAUCUUGUCCGCAAGCAUAGUUUUGAGACCAAGGUGGUAAUCAAUUCACUUUUAUAGGUUAGGAAUGUCGUUUAAUUUUUUUCUCUUGUUUUGUUAAUUAAAUCCCUACUCCUUCUUAGAACCAUAGUCACUUUCGGAUUCGGUCAUUAGUGGUUGAUCACUCCAGACCCACCUGUCUGUUGAUCCCCCAGCUGUCUGUUAUUGCACAGCUGUCUGUUGUUGCACAGCUGUCUCUGUCAUAACAUUUCAACUCAUAAAAUUCUGCAUCCAGUAACACCACUAAAUAUAACAUAGACCUUAAGAGAAAUGCAUGGCUCCAUCCAAACUUUAUUGGUUUCAGCUUACCAGAUGCUAGUAGAGGAGAACUCUUCCCUGGUGCAUGUGUAGAGCUGCACAUUGUGAAAGUUUUUAAUGUAUUUUUAAAAGUUUUCUAGAGACUCAACUAUCAAAAAAAAUCUUCACGAUUUCAGAUAUUAAAACUUGUCCAUACAAUACAGAAGGCAACAGAAUUCUAAGUUACUGAUAGAAUUUUUGAGGAAAACACCAGUUCUUUACCUCAGCAACUAAAAACAGAAUUUUUUAAAGGCAAUAUGUCAACCAAAAUGUAUCGGCUUUCAGCUCUACAUGGCACCUGUCUCCAAGGGACGAUGUUUUAAUUUCAUCUGGAGGUUUCUCUGGUGAAGCUACGAAGCCUGGGGAAAAAAUUUCUUUUGGAAAAGUAGCUUUUUUUUCCACUCAGCAGAUCCCCACUCUUCACUUACCCUUUUAUGCCGAGGGAAAUAUAUAAAUGCUUGUUUGGCCUGGGAGCUACCUGGUGAUAAUUUAUGCCCUGGUGGUAGUUAAACAUCCAAAAGUGCCUUUAGGAAGUGAUAGAUAAACUCCAUAAUGAACUUUUUAUAUUAAAAUUACAUUAAAUGUGUUUAAACUUCAAUUUUUUUUUUCAAAUAACAUCAGUUUAAAUACGUGAUUAAAGUUUUCUAACAUUUUAAUUUAUUUGUAUGUUUCCAUCAGUCGUGACUUUUCUCAUAAUAUAUGUAUUAAAUUUUAUUGCGUUUUAAAAAAACAAACUUUUGAUACUUCAAAGUUAUUAAAAAGAAAGAAUUGUUCAUAUUUAUCUUUCUUUGUUCAGUAACUGUGAUUUAGUGGCUUUGUGGCCCCCUUAACUUUUUUGAGUGACUUUAAUUUCUAAUUUAUUAGCUAUUUAUGUUGUCAAUGAUCAAAGUACUUGCAAUAUGUAAUCCAUGACUUAUGAUAUUGUAUUUGUGACUUAAGAAAUUUGUUGACUUGAUAGAUUUAGUUCAGUCUUUUUCCUUUUCAAGUCUAGUAAUGGUCUCCCAACAGCAAUGAUCUCUUUGCUUUAAUAAUUAAAAUAAGUAAGAGUAUUUUAACUGCAGUUGGUACCUUACUGGUAAAAGUUCAUGAACAAACUUAACCAUAUAUGACUUUCAAGCAUGUGUCCCUUUAUUAAAUGACAUGACGUGUGCACCAUAAUGCUUCAGCAAUAACCAAUUCUUUUUAACAUCGGGUGGCUGAAAACGCACUAGUGGGGCACCAAGAAGUUUCUUUCAUAACUCGGGGACUACCUACCUUUGUUCCUCUUGAUGUGAGCUAGUAGGUUACAUAGCUGACUUUUUCUUAAUGUUGCAUGAUGCUUUUGGUUGUGUUGUGUGAGACAUAGUUGCAUCUUGCUGUUUUGUACACAUAGUAAACAAUGAUAUACAUACAUUGUGUGAAGUCUGAGCAUUUUUUGGAGGGCAACUCCUAGAAAAAAUUAUUUUAUUUCAGGAUUUACACAGUAUCCAUAUGAGGGUAUCCAUCCAUUAUCUAUAUGGGUAUACUUGGCAUUUAGAUAUCCAUGCAUGCGUAUACAUCGACUAUUUGAAUGGGGUUUGUCUACUAUUCUUAAGUAUACAUCCAUUAUCUUUAUACAGGUUUACUUCCAUUAUUCAUAUGGGGUGGGUCUACUAUUUGUGUGGGGUAUACAGACCUGUUUACCCUCAAACUCUUAAAAUCGUACAAUAUCAUCACAAAGUCAUAUUCAUAGUAAAAAAACAUACAGUAUAUACAAUCUAUACACCUCAAAAUCGUACAUUGUACGCCAAAAUCGUAAGAGUAAACAGGUCUGGGUAUAUCAUCCACUUGGUGGUAUACAUCCAUUAUCAAGAUCAGGUAUACAGCUAUUGUUAAACAUUUCUUGAAAAAAACAAAAAUUAUGACUGAAAUAGGAGUGCAUAUCAUGUUGAUUGUAUGCAGUAAGAAAAUGGAAAAUAACAUGUUUUACCAUAAGUUGCAACUGAUAUUGCGUUUAAAAGGUGUCUCAAUUAUGGAGUUCUGGGUUCAUGAAAAAAAAAUGUAACCUGAAUAAGUAUUUCUUGAAGAAAAAAAAAAUUGUUUCAAAUUUUUGCUCAGAUUAUAAGGGAAUUAUAAAUUCAUUGUUAUUUUCUUAGGCUUGGACAAGUUUUGAUUGAGUUUUAGAAUAGCUAUUUGAUUAUUAUUUUUUCUAGUGUGACAAGCUUUGAUAUGCAGCUACUUAUUACAGUGUGCGUGUGGUUUAUAGAAAGCAGCUAUAACAUAGGUUUGCUUCUUGUUAAAAAUAUAUUGUAAUUUCCCUUUUAAUAACGCAAUUUUACAGUCAAAUAGCUAAACACCGCAGUAGCUUCUCCUUGAAAAGAAAAGAAAUACUAAAAUACCAAACGCGACACCUCACAAUAUAUUUUUGUUAUCUGUCUAAUCAUGUGACUUUCUAAUAUCAAAUGUUACCCUUGUGAAUACUUUUUUGAAAUUAGCUGUCAUGUAAAAAUUCUAUUGUAUUCAGAUUUUGCUAUAGGAUUACUCAAGCCAACACCACCAUGCAUUCCGUCCCUCACCACAGCAACACACUGCACCUAGUUUUUUCUUUUAAAAGUUUGCUUCUUUAAUUCUUGAAUUACAGUACAGCUUAUCAGAUCAUUGCAUUUGAUUUUAUCCUACCUGAAUUAUGAAUGAUUUUGGGAUUUUAUUUGCAGCCGUUGAUUGGAAGUCUUUGACCAUCCCGGCAUCCCUCCCGGUAACCACUGACUAUUUCCCUGACCGCAGGAGUGUGCAGUACGACUAUGUCGUCUCAGAGUAUGAGCUGCUUCCGGAGAUCGUCAAUAAAGAAAUAUGGGCCUCUUGGCCAAGGUGAAGGAUUUUUUUCCCCCUCCCUUUGCUUUGACUUGAAAGGUUUUCUUGUGUCAAAACAUAUUUAAGUGAAUGAUUGGAAUAAAUUGGGUGUAGUAACUUACGCCGAAGUGGAUACAGAAUAUGAAUUAGAAUGACAAUGGAUGUGUCAUACUAUAUUUAUAUAUUACAACAUAAUAUAUUUCAAGUUGUUAACCACCUGUGAAAUGGGUAAAACAAUUCAAGGAAAAUAUCUCAUUGAAAAGCAGUGGUUCUUAAUCUAGCUUUGGCAGAACCCUGGGGGAGCCUGUUUGAUGAAAGGAUAAAGAACAGAACUCAGAAUAAUUAUGAAUCGGGAUCGUCAGAAUAUUUUAUGAACCACUUGUUCAUUUUUAAAAGUAUUUUUUAUUUUAAUAAUUUUUCUUGCCAAGAAUAUUUCAACAUUAGUAACUUUCCCCAUUCAGUAUCUGCCUUACAAAAAAUUAAGUCAAAUGACCUACUUUAGGAGGCAGUUACUGGAUUGAAGUAACCAUAUUAAGAGAAUCUCCCUGCCAACCUUUGUGCCUAAUUAAAGUGAUGAUAACAGGUCCCCCAGCAGUGAAGACAAGACUCUGAUGGUCUACCGCCGUCACCCGUUAACCACUCACCAAGUCUUCAUGGAGCUGGUGUCGCAGCGUCUUGGACAGGUCAGUUAUAGUUUGAGCUAAGAACUAGCAUUUCUUAUUUAAUUGAUGUGCAAUAGUUGUUUUAUUAGGUUUAAUGGAUUUAGGUCAAAGUGUUUUAUUAGUUGUAAAGGAUUUGGGUCAAAGUUUUGUAUAACUGCAGGACUUUAUUUAUAUAUCUUCAUCAAAGACGCUACAGCCCAUAUCGGGCCAUGGCCAGCUCCACCACAUCCUUCCAUUCGGAAUGACCCAUGGCUUUCCGCCUCCAUUCGUGAACCCCCAACUAAUUUAUAACUAAUUAUAUAAGUAAGAAUCAAUGCAGCAUUUAAAAAAAAAUUGUGAUAGCAAUGGAGUAGAUUUAUUAUAAGUAAAAGACUUGAUUUAUUUAUGAAGUCAUAGUGCCAGGACCACACCGUUCAUUUAUGUAUGAAGUCAUAGUGACAGGACCAAACUGUUCAUUUAUGUAUGAAGUCAUAGUGCCAGGACCAAACUGUUCAUUUAUGUAUGAAGUCAUAGUGACAGGACCAAACUGUUCAUUCAUGUAUGAAGUCAUAGUGCCAGGACCAAACUGUUCAUUUAUGUAUGAAGUCAUAGUGACAGGACCACACCGUUCAUUUAUGUAUGAAGUCAUAGUGACAGGACCAAACUGUUCAUUUAUGUUUUAAGUCAUAGUACCAGGACCAUACCGUUCAUUUAUGUAUGAAGUCAUAGUGCCAGGACCACAGUUCAUUUAUGUAUGAAAUCAUAGUGCCAGGACCACACUGUUCAUUUAUGUAUGAAGUCAUAGUACCAGGACCACACCGUUCAUUUAUGUAUGAAAUCAUAGUGCCAGGACCACACUGUUCAUUUAUGUAUGAAGCCAUAGUGCCAGGACCACACUGUUCAUUUAUGUAUGAAGUCAUAGUGCCAGGACCACACCGUUCAUUUAUGUAUGAAGUCAUAGUACCAGGACCACACUGUUCAUUUAUGUAUGAAAUCAUAGUGCCAGGACCACACUGUUCAUUUAUGUAUGAAGCCAUAGUGCCAGGACCACACUGUUCAUUUAUGUAUGAAGUCAUAGUGCCAGGACCACACCGUUCAUUUAUGUAUGAAGUCAAUAAUACCAGGACCAAACCGUUCAUUUAUCUAUGAAGUCAAUUGUACCAGGACCACACCGUUCAUUUAGGUAUGAGGCCAUAGUGCCAGGACCAAACAGUUCAUUUAUGUAUGAAAUCACUGGGCCAAGACCAAAGCAAAAACUUUCAAUGAGUAUGAUGGGUAACUUGAAUAACUCUUUAGUCCAGCGGUUCUCAACUUGUGGGUCGUGACCCCUUUUGAUGUCAAUCGACCCAUACACAGAUCAUCUGAAAACAUAUAUUUAUGGAGUAGCAUCGAAAAAAAAAUUAUUUAUGGGGGUCACCACAACAUGAUGAGCUGUAUUAAAGGGUCGUGGCAUUAGGAGCGUUGAGAACCACUGCUUUAGUUGAACCUAGGUCAGUGAAUGGCCCUCCUUUAGGAGACCCUAGGUCGAUGAAUGGCCCACCUUUAGGAGAACCUAUGUGUGUGUCUAGGUAUUCCAAAUAAAUGUUGUCAUCAAAUUUUAAAAAUUGUAUGACUAUAAAAACUAGCCACUAACUCAAUGCAGGGUCUGAUUCCCCUUGGGCUUAGGAAACCCUAAAGUAGAUAAAGAACAAAAUGAUUGAGAAAAUGUAGUUUUCCACUACAGGAAACUCUUCUAAGAUUAGCUUUGAACAACCCACAUACCUUGAAAGUUGAGAAAUGUUUUUAAAAUAAGGUUUUUCUUCAGGCUUCACUCAGGUGAGACAUUUUUUAUUUUUCUGUGUUUACUCACAUAAGGGUUUCCAACUCAUUACCAAGAAGAAGCCACGUAGAGAGGCCGAUUCCAAGCCCUCUGCCGUGACACAGUCGACCCAGUUCAUGAGAGCCGUCAAACAAGAUCCCAUGGUUAGUUAAGCAAGUUUUACUGUCAUACUCCUAAUUUUAUUGUAAUGACAUCCUGCCUUUUGUCGUUUCCAGUUUAAUUUGUGUGUGUGGGGAUCUACUUUUUUGUGUGCCAGGUUGUUUGUUUAGUGUUCCAUACUUCUUAGUCUAUUCAGGGCAUUUUGGACCACUCGUCCUUUAGGGGGGAGGGGGCCUGACGUCUUUGCUCCCCGUGGCCUGACGUCUUUGCUCCCCAUGGCCAGACGUCUUUGCUCCCCGUGGCCAUGAUUUGGGUUUCUUUCAAUUUGUUCCUGAUGUGCCACUGACUGCAGUAGUUUCCUCAUUAAGGAUAUGAUUCUAUGGGAUGAUUAGUUGCCCUUUAGAAAUUUUAGAGAUUAUGCCUUGCCUUCUUCUUUUGACAACGCACUGAAAAGCUCUCACUUAAUAUAAUUAGAAGCUGACUUUUAUUAAUUUGAAAAAUUCUUUUCAUUAAACUCCUCAAAUUUUAUUUGGUACAGGAGGAAUACUACAUGAGCAUUGGCAGGAUUUACCAUAAAGUGACCUUCAAUGGCCAGGCCAUCAAAGUGACACGCUACAGGCCUAGGUAAACAUCUUUUUACUUAGAUGAGAAGGUCUCAAACUUGUAGUCCACACCCCGCCCAUUUUAGCCCUCCAAGCUUUGAAAGUGAUUUUUUUAAAUCGUCAUAUGUAGAGAUUAAUUCAGGUGAGCAUAAUUUUUUUUCUUUGCAGGCAUCCCAGCCCCCAGCUCCACUACGAGUACAGGUACAGGUUUCAAGCUCCCGACUCAAACAGCUACGAUGUGUCCUGGACCAAGUUCUCCAACGAAAAGCUGGAAAACUACAACUGGAAUCAUUUAGAUCAGUACAUCUGCACUCAAGGCGAUUGGGAAUAUGGCCUCAUUGACGUAAGUGGUCCGUAACAGUUAUUGGGUGGACUUGGCGUAUGGUUUAAUUGCUUGUACCUGUGCUGGGAUGGGCCGAGUUUAACCAUUUUUCUUAAUGGCCCCAGCCGGCGCGUGCCCAAGCGGCUGUCUGGGCGGGCAGAUAAUGGGACUAUUUAUUUAUGUUUCGGCUGUCGGGGCGGGCAGAUAAUGGGACUAUUUCUUUAUGUUUCAGUCGUUGAAGUAUUGGAGGGCAAGGUUCUUUCUGCUCCCUUUGAACAACUCGGCCACCAAGAAAAUCAUAGACAAGGAAACAAGCAGGUGAAUAAGGAACUUCAAUUAAGCACUUUUAAUUUCAAUAAAAAGUUUUAUUUUUUAAUUCUGAGGAAAGGAAAAAAAAAAAACCCAAGUAAAUCAAUGUUGUCUCGCUUUUUGAAAUGUUUAACCCUCUUGAGAUCAGCCGAGAGUGUUAUACCAAAAAAGGAUGAUAAUAAAAGCCUUGAUAUUGGCUGGCUGUUCUUCAUACCAGCUAAUCAGAUUGUUUCUUGCAUUUCUUGCUCAUCUCACCAUUUUAAUGGCAUAAUUCCUUUGAUAUUUUAUGAUGUUCUGUCAUUUUAUAUAAAUUUUUGUUUUUGGUACCUAGUGACGACUAUAAAUGCUAAAAAUAUUUGACCUUGAACUAUACCAAAAGGCAUUAGCAGUCCCAGGGGAAUAUUUUAUGCAGUUUUUCACAUUGAAUCUCAUUCAAAUCUGCGUAAGGCUUCAAAAAUCAUAAAAUUUAACUAAAGGACUCUGUCUUGUUGGCACAGAUAUUCCAAAAAUGGAAUAUAGAUCAAUUUGAACGGGUGUGGCUUUUGUUUAAUAUGCAUGUACUUUAUCAAUGCUUAAGAUAUAGAAAUUGAAGUUUUUCCAUUUCCAGAUGUGUAUUAGAUUUAAUAUCUCUGCUGAAAUAAUUUAACUGCCUCACCAUAUAUCUAUGAGUUGUGAAAUCUGUAGAGAAAUAAAUAAACUGCCUCACUAUCUCCAAUCAGAUGUGAUAUCUAUGAGGAAAAGUCUGUCAAGGAGCACAAGCACCUCAUCAAUGGCUUUGUCAGGUUCCUGGAGACCAUGAAUAAAUUAAAAAGGACAGUCACGCAGCGCAAGUCGAAGGCUGAGGCUGCGGCAGCCACCGCCAGUUCCAACACAUCCACACCAGGAGGUGAACCGAGCCCAAGGAAAACAGAGGCUGACGGGUUAGUAAAAAUGAACUUCUGGAAUUAUACAUUUGGAAAAACUAGUUUUGGCCCUAAAUGUUCUCCAAAUAAUAUUUAAUUUCAUUUCAAGUGGUAAAGAAAAACAUUGUCAAGGGAGAUAACAAUAUAUUUAAUUUCAUUUCAAGUGGUAAAGAAAAACAUUGUCAAGGGAGAUAACAAUAUAUUUAAUUUCAUUUGAAGUGGUAAAGAAAAACAUUGUCAAGGGAGAUAACAAUUUUAAAUGUGUUUUGAGUUUUACUAGAGGCAGUACAAAAGUGGGUGUGUGUUUCCAAUCAAUGCCAGUCCCAUUCAAUCGUCAGCUUACACAUGGGUCCCACAGAUUGAAAAAAUAUAUAAUAUUAAUGGUUUUUUUCAGCUUUGGAGUCUUUUUUAAAAAAAAUAGAUUUAAUCUGCUGAAUUAUCCUGGAGUUAAUUUAAAAAAAAACAAAACAUUAUGACUGAAACUGACAACUUUGUUAAUGUUUCCUAAACUUAGACUUGAGCUCAAACUUUAUUCAUUUGUUUUUCUGAAGUCUUAUUUGAAUUACUUCUUUUGUUGAUGCUAACAUUUUUAAAAAUUUAAGAAAAAAAUGUUUGUGUGAAGAUGUCCAACACGCACUUUACAUUUUAAAACGGCUGCAAUGCUUUCAAAGUCAAAUGAUAUGAAUUGCAUUGGACAGAUUUCAUUGCUGUUCCAUUUGGCAGAAGCCCGUUGGAUGUCUUCGCAUGUGUCAACUCUAAUAAAAAAUUCAGAUCACCUUAACUGCUUUUUAUCAUUUAAGGUUCUUUGAUUUUGAUUUCAGCAGUAAAGAGAAAGACGACAAGCUGAAUGCCACCGCCCCAUCUGCCAGGAUUGUAGAGUUACUUCUAGAUCCUGUGUAAGUCAAUUAAUGGGAUUGUGACAGAAAUAAAGUCAAUUAAUGGGAUUGUGACAGAAAUAAGGAAGUCAAAUUUAAAAAAAAAAAUAAUUAAUGCAAUUCUUUAAGUAAACCAAGCUGAGCCAAAUUUAAUUUGAAAGAAACAGUUAACUCAUUUCAAAUAAAUGGCCAUGGUUUCAAUAUUUUAAACAAACAUUUUAUAAAUGUGGAGCUGUAAUAAAAAAAAUCCCUGCCUAACUGGGCAUGAGGAUAAAAGAUGAUACAUGAGGGGAGCUGUUUAAACCCUGUGAAGGAAAUAAUGGAACACCCAGUAAUAUGUGUUAAGCUUGAAAUGAAAAGACUGGACAUCUUCAAAUCCAAGCCAAAGCGUAUCUUGUUCCACUAUUUCCUUGGCUUGAGACAAAGGUAACCGCUAAUUUGGUGUGCGCAUCUUCCUCCCUCCCUCCCUGAGUCUCAUUCUGUGCGUUACACUCAGUGGGCUUUCAUGCUUUUCUUUAUUUUUUUCUUCUUUCUCGAUUAUUUCUUGAUUCUUUCUUGAUUCUAUAGUCAGGGCAUCAGCUUGAUUCAAAACCAGGCAGGCCUGCCCCUCAACUCCUUCAUCUCGGCCGAGGCGGUGGAGUGGUGCAGGUCCAGGAUUGUUGGGGUGGACACUGUCAAGCAGGCUGUCACUGUCAUGCAGGUAAGGUGGUGUUCGGUCACUCAUUAGUGUGUGUGUGUCUGUGGGGGAGAGGGGUGGCAGUGUGUGGUCAAAGAGAGUGUGGCUACUUGGGCCUUGCUCCAGCCACACAAGCUAUAAACUUAUGUAACACACAUAAAGGAAUUUGCAUAUACAAAACAUAAUUAAACACACUACACUGAAACAGCAUAUACUCACAUGGUUAUAAUGUUAUUUUAACUCUAACAUUAUUUCCUUCUAUUAAACACACUGCACUGAAACAGCAUAUACUGACAUGGUUGUAAUGUUAUUUUAACUCUAACAUUAUCUCCUUCUAUUAAACACACUGCACUGAAACGGCGCAUACUAACAUGGUUGUAAUGUUAUUUUAACUCUGACAUUAUCUCUUUCUGCUCCCAGCGUCUUAUGGAUGAUAAAAUGGUUUUUCACUGUUCUGGCAAUGCCCAACAUCAUUUCAUCUAUGGAUUCUACCUUUACUAUGUGCCGCAGAAACCCAGAACAGGUAUUUUCAGAAUUUUUCCAUGCCAAUAGUUUUUGUACCCAGGCAAGCAGUUCCCUCAAACCCUUUGCUUUCUUCCCUAAUUUUUUCCCCCCAAAAAUAUAAUUUUGUGCAUGCCACUGAUCAUUGUAGAAUAAGUUAGGCUAUGGCACCCUUUCAAUAGAAUAUUUCAUAUAGUUUGAUCUGAUAGCAAGCUCCCCCGGCUGUUGUAAAAUAAAAAAAUCAGUCUUCUCUUAAAGUCAAUGUUGUCAUUAAGUACAUGUGGUGAUGCAUGAUAUCAGAAAUUGCGCUUGGGAAAUGCUAUUUGUGUUUGGCAUUUAAAUUCUACAAGUUUUAAACAUUCUCUGAAUCAGAAUGUUUAUCCAAAUGCUGAAAAUGAAUAUUUACCUUGUAAUUAAACACAUUUCCAUUUAUUUGGAUCAAUACAGAAAUGUUAUUUUAUCUAAUUCUUAUCAAUAAAGGAAUGUUAUGUUAUCAAUUUCUUAAGAAAAUAAGAAUGUUGUCUUAACUAAUUCUAAUUAAUAAAGGAAUGUUAUCUUAUCAAUUUCUUAUCAAUAAAAGAAUGUUAUCUUACCUAUUAUCUUAUCGUUUGCAAUCUCAACUCAGCCCAGGGAGGUGAGACGAGCUCUCACCCCACUUGCCAUCUCAACACCCCGGGUGCCAACUUCAACUACCUGUUUCAAAAUGAGUGGUGUGAGGUUUCUGUGCUUCCUAUCCAAGAAACAGAUGUGCAUGAAGGUUAGUGAGACAUGAAGGUGAGACAUUCAUGAAGGUUAGACAGACUUGCAGGGGAGACAGACUUGAAGGGGAGACAGACAUGGAGGUGAGACGGACAUGGAGGUGAGAUAGAGGUAAAUGUGAGACGGACCGGAGGUUGAGACAGAUGUGAAGGUGAACAGUUUUUUUUGGACAGACAUGAAGGUUAGACAGUUGUUUUUGUCUGAAACAUUGGAAAGUAAAUAUGAAAUGGGUUAAAAGGGAGGGAGGGGGGGAGGCUGAGAUCAUGUCAUGAGAAAGGAAAUAAGAAACACACGCCAGGGUGAACACCGCAGAGAAGACAAAAAAUGGAAUGCAUUUGUUGGCAAAACGCUUUCUUCAGCCAAAAAUGUUGCAGUAAAAAUGAAACAUUAGAAAUGUAUAAAACCUAUCUUGUUGGGAUGGACGCUGCGUCAAGUCAGAAAGGGAACUGGUCAUGAUCCAAGAGGUUGACAUCUUAAAUUAUCUAAUUUCUGGAACUACCCAAGAGUUUUCGCCUUGAUUUUUUUUUCUCUCACCUUUGAUAGCAUAAGUGAAAGAUAGGUUGAUAGCAUAAGUGAAAGAUAGGUUGAUAGCAUAAGUGAAAGAUAGGUUGAUAGCAUAAGUGAAAGAUAGGUUGAUAGCAUAAGUGAAAGAUAGGUUGAUAGCAUAAGUGAAAGAUAGGUUGAUAGCAUAAGUGAAAGAUAGGUUGAUAGCAUAAGUGAAAGAUAGGUUGAUAGCAUAAGUGAAAGAUAGGUUGAUAGCAUAAGUGAAAGAUAGGUUGAUAGCAUAAGUGAAAGAUAGGUUGAUAGCAUAAGUGAAAGAUAGGGAAAUAAAAAUGUAUUUUACCAUAAACCAAGGUACGUCUGUGGAGGAAACUAAAGAAGGGGAUGAGGCCACACUCAGGUUCUUUGUCCCUGUGGAUAGCAACCGCAAGCGGUCAGAUUCUAUGCUUCAGCCAGAAUUUGAAGACUGGAGGCUACUCACUGGUCAAGGCAAGCCAGGCCCCGGUCAACAACCAGGUAUGUCUUGCCUGUGGGAAAUUAAUAAAAAUGUGCACACGGUUUAUGCCAGCAAAAAAAAAUUAUCCCAACAAUAUUAAUGUUAACAGUAAUAUUAUAGUUGGGAAUUUCUGAGAGCGCAUGAUCUAUUUCAUAGUUGAGUGAAUACUUCAGGAAAACUUUUUUAAAAAAAAACAAACCGCGAACAAAAUAUUUAUUUUGAAGUAGUUCUUAAACUUAGAUGACUGAUAUAUAUUACCGCAUGGAAUGUAAUAAGCCUGAGGUUUCAGCUUAGCUUGUGCUUUCUGUGCGAGCACCAUUUGAUCUGAACUUGCAGUGUUUUUAUAACACGUUAUCAUCUUUUUGUUGCUUCUUAGAGGAAAAUUAUAACUUUAUUACCCCACCCAAGAGCAGUGGUUGCCUACACGUGGCAGCAUGAAGCACUAGUGUGGCACAAGAAGUGGACAGGUGCGGGAUGGGGAAGAAGGACUCAAAAGCUAUUUAAAAAAAAAAAAGGAAUUUGAUUCUAUUCAUUUCUACCUGCUUCAGUCUUUAACUGUUAGAUAAAGAUGUUUGAAAUGAUGUGUCAGAGAUGAAAUGUGACCAAUUGAUGAAAGUUAUAUUUCAGUUUGAAUCAAUGAUAUUAACACCCUAUUCCAUCUGGUUCAUUUAAAAUAUCAGACAGGAAAAAGGCAAUACCAAUAGGAUUUUUUAAUAUUAUAGUCAGGACCUCCCAAGACACAACAUAAUUGAUGUCAAACAAGUUGAGAUGAAAUGGUUUAUGGUAUAUUUUAGAAAAAUUUUGUUUCCAAAAGUCUGAUCCUAGGAAAAUUUUCUGGGAACCACUGCAUGUCCCUUUUCUUUGCAGAUGUCAGAUAUAGGUCGUUCUUCACCAACAUAUAUGCUGAUAAUUAAAAUAAUUUAAAAAAAAACAGAAUUUAUUAUUUAAUUUUUAAUUUAUCCGGUUCUAAUUUUGACUCUUACCAUGAUUGGGGUGUUAGGACAAAUAAUGUUGCCCCAUUCAAUGAUGUGUGUAGCACAUGAUCUCUUGAAAAGAGUAGAUCAUCUGCUGUGAUUAUAUAGAAAGUUAUAUUUCUCAAACAAGGCAAAACUGUGCGUUCCAACCUGCCCUCCCAAAUGUUGAAUUUUAGAGGCUCACUGUCCAAUUUAAAAUGUUAUGCUGGCCUGUCACAGCUCUAAGUUUUUGGCUGAAGCAGUAAUAAACUAAAAAUAUAGCUGAUGCUAUACUGAACUUGUUUUUUUUUUUUUUAAAACUUACAAGUAAAUAAAUAAGUGUUUUUGUAAGUGAAGAAGCUAAACACUGCCACCUUUCCCUUCCCCUCAUGCUACUUACUCUUGUCUCUUGAGGCAAGCAGCUAAGCAAUAUAUUCAGUCUUCCUUCAUAGUUAUCCUUACCUUGCAGGUCGAUGCCCUUUGGUUUAGAAAGUAGCUCAGACACAUAAUUUUCUUCUGAUUUGAAAUAUCAUAUAUGUCUUGUUCUGUAGGUAGUUUGCAAUUAUUUUCUUUGUAAUGAAAUAAAAGGCAUUUAAUGACAUGCCUUACUAGCAAAAGAUUGACUAAAUUUGUGGCACUGUUUUCCUCUAUAAUUGCCAAAACUGAAAUAUGUAUACAGAUCACAACGACCCCUACAAUAGUGGCGGUGUUCGAAUAAAUGAUUACUACAAAGGUAACAUUGCUUCACUGUACUCAGUGUUAACUGGUGUAGUUCUAGUUUGCUUUUUAAAAAAAAAUUAUUGUUCUAUAUUUCUUGUUUGCAUUGUUUUGCUUGUUAAUUUUCCUAAUACUUCCUCUUUUUUAAAUUAUUAUUUUUUGUUCUUUUCAAUGAACCGGUUAAUAAUUUAGACUGACAUGGGUUAUUUCAAAGAAUUGGUUUUUGAUAAAGUUAUGCCUACUAAAUCAAUAUUAUUUGUACUUGUCUGCCACCUGUAGCAUUUUUAGAUUUAUUUACGGUACAUAAAAUACAUUAAAAUUCUUGUGGUUUAAGGCGUAGUUAUUAAACUGGCAGACAGUUUCACUGCUUGGAUUUCACCCUGAGAUCCUUGAAUGUGAUUAACUAAUUUGAUCACUAACCACAUAAUCAGGCAGCACACUCUAUCAAUAUUAUUUGUAUUUUCUUAACACUACUCGCUUCAAAAGAAAAAAUAAUUAAGGAAAUGAAAAGAUUUUAUUUGAAGAAAAAAAACUCUUAAAAAUAUUUAACACUUAUGAUUUUUUUAUACCAACCUCAACAAAUAGAACACAUUAUCACAUACAUAUUUGUAUAUUUAGAACUCAUGUAUCCUAUUUAAAUACAUAAUUUGUAAUUAUAUAAAUGUCAUAUUUAUGUAGAUGCUAUUAUUGUAUGUGUUGAUUGUAUCUGCAUCAUGUAAUCUUCUAACAUACAUUUGUUUGUGAUGAUUGUGUCCAGAAUGUCUCUGAUUGUUAUCCAAUUAGGGUUUUAAAAAUUUCAACAUGUCUCUUUUUGUAGUAUGGAGACUUUUGUGUUGAGAUAAAAUUUUAAAAUGGUAUAAAUUAUAAAGUCUUAAUUUCUUGGUUCUGGAAUCUGGUUGGUUGUCUCAGUUUCUUUCCAGUAGGGAUCAUACCACUGCUGGAUAACAUGUUAUUGACGGGAUCAGCAUUAAACACAAUACAUCCACACCUUUUGAUUAAAAAGCUUUCUUCAUUCAAUGUCAAUUCAAGUAUUCAAGCGUGGAUUCUGAACUUUUUAACAAGUCGCCCACAGUAUGUCAACAUGAACGAUCAAAUAUCAUUAACUAGAGAAAUAAGUACCGGAGCGCCACAGAGAUGUGUUCACUCUCCUGUCCUGUAAACAAUUUAUUCCAAUUAUAUCCAGAGUCCAAGGGACACCAUUCCAAUCAUUAAAUUUGCACAUGAUGCAACCAUCAUUCAAUUUCCCCUUAAGAUAUUAAGCCUAUGCCGCAACUUAGUUACAAGUUUUAUCUGCUGGUAAGAUAAAAAUUUUCUUCAGUUGAAUGUCUCAAAAACCAAAGAAGUGGUUGUUAAUUUCCUCACCAAAUUGCAGACCUAACAUUAAAUAAUAACAGCAUAGAGCAAGGAGAGACAUUUAAGUACCCAGGAGUCAACAUUAAUAAUAAGCUAACAUGGCAAUACCACAGCCUAAUUUUAUGUAGAAAAAGUUAACCGAAGACUUUUCUUUCUUUAAAAAAUGACACAAGUUUGGCGUUAACAGACAUAACCAUAUUGAAGCAGGCGUAUUAAAGAGGCAGCUGUUUAUUGCUCUACUCACAUCAACCCACAUAAAACUCUUGGCAUUUAUAUACAAAUAAGACAUAAAAAAUUAGUCACAUGACAAUUUUUUCUUUAUUUAUAUUUAUUUUGCACAAAUAAUUUUUUGUCCUUUCAACAUUACCAAAAAAAAAAAACCCCACUUUAUCAGCAAAGUGUAUAUUGUUACUAACUGUAAGCAUUUCAAGUCAAGAGAUGAUGCAUAUGAUAUUUUACAGGAAAAUCAAAGAAAAUACAAUCUACAUACAAUCUAAAUAUAAUCUACAAAGAGUUAUUGAAAUAAUUGACGGGGGGGGGGGGGGGGGGGGGUGGGCUAUACUCACGUCGAGCGUCAACAUUCUGAACCAGUUGGUACAGAGGUUAUUUCGGAAAACCUAUAUUUUGGAUAACCAACACCCUUACAGGAAAGGCUAAUGAUAGGAAGUUAGUGAAUGGAAUACAAUAUAUUCUUAUCUUAUAGUUAUAAUUUUUUUAUCCUGUGUAUUAAUCACUAGCGGUCCGCAGGUCGUAACAAGGUCAGCAGAUUGAUGUCAAAAUUCGUUAAGGACCGGAUAUUAUUUUAAAAAUAGAUGACUCACGCUAUUAUCUCGGCAGCAUUAUCACAGUGCAGUCACUGCAUGUUCAGUAGUAUCUACAUCUUAAUCUUACCAGGAUUGUGCCGCAGCUGUCACAAUUAUUCUCUGGUGUUUGGGCACCAAUGCUCCGUGCCAUGUUUAUAGGAUAAAAAUAAUAAAAAGACAGGCAGCUGGGAUGGUGGACAUUUUGGAUAACUGGCAUUCGUUCGGAACAUAGACGCUUGACAGCAUUGUGUUUUUGUCUUUUCUUGGAUGGACGUGCACAACGGUGCUUGAAGUAAACCCUUGGCAAACAUUAAAGAAACAACAACAAACACAAACAACAAACAAUUAUGGGGAGUUAUACUUUAGGGAUGAAAAUCACAGCAAUUUUUUGCUCUUCUUCUUCUUAAAAAAUCUAUAACCCUAAUCCCAGCACAUAAAUGGUUGUACCAUCAUCUUAAACAUGUCAGCCAAUUUUAUGUUACUUUUAUUCAUGAAGUUUUGUCCAAUGUUGAAAAUGAAAAUCUGACUGAUUUAUACAUAGGUAGUGCCUAUUGGGAAAAUACCCCUACAUUUCUUAAACUCAUAUUUUCUUAUGCUGAGUUUAACAGAAAAAUUUAAUCUAUUAUUUCCAAGACCAUUCCAUUAUGGAAAAAGUGAGGGGGAGAGGGGUAGGGAAGUAGAGAUAUAGUAGAUUUGGAACAAUACUAUUUGUUUGUUAUUUCCCCAAUGAUGUAUUUUGUAUCUGGGUCAGUGGCACUGUGCGUUAACAUUUUAUCUUACUUUUACUUCUGCAAUGUGUCUGUCUUUAUUGUUGCAUGCCUUUAUUAACAACACUAUUGGUGUAUCAGGGCCAUGUUGGUUAGGUGUAUCAGGGCAGUAAUGGUUAGGUGUAUCAGGGCUGUGGUGGUUUGGUGUGUCAGGGCAGUAAUGGUUAGGUGUAUCAGGGCUGUGGUGGUUAGGUGUAUCAGGGCAGUAAUGGUUAGGCGUAUCAGGGCAGUAAUGGUUAGGCGUAUCAGGGCUGUGGUGGUUAGGUGCAUCAGGGCGUAGUGGUUAGGUGCAUCAGGGCCAUGGUGGUUAAGGUGCAUCAGGGCAUAGUGGUUAGGUGCAUCUGGGCCGUGGUGGUUAGGUGUAUCUGGGCCGUGGUGGUUAGGUGUAUCUGGGCCUUGGUGGUUAGGUGUAUCAGGGCCGUAGUAGUAUUUGUGAGGACCCCAUUGUAUCACUUAAAGAGAAAGGUUUUAAUCCAGUGGCAGAACUGGUAGGGGGGUGGUUGGUUUGGUGCCGCCUGGGACAAGCCAAGCUUUUUUGCUCUCUUCCACAAAAAAAACAACAAGUUUGCGUAUGGCUGAAAAAUGCUGCCCCUCUAUAAAAGGGGAAAAAAAGAGCCGCAGAAAGCUGAGGGUGACAUUAGACAAAAAGGUCCAAAAUUGUUUUGAUCUAAUCUAGUACUAAAGGAAUUGAGCAGCCACCCCCACAGCAAUGAAACUCAAUGGGGCCCUGAUUAUUAUGCAUGUUUGAAUCUUGACAUUUCUUCAAAUUCUUUCUCAAGAAAUGCUAUACAUCAUCUUUGGGUAUCCAUACUAUUGAUUUUUUUUACUGGUAAUAUAUAUUAUGACAUAUCUUUUUCAAAUUUGGGUGGACAAUUUUUAAAUAUUUUUUUUGCCUGCAUUUUUAACAUUUUUAUUUUCAAAUUUUAGUUGAAUUUUCAAGUGUUCAUUGUUCUAAAAUUGGAUGUCAGUGACAAUAUUUUAAGAUAGUCAUUUACAUUUCUUGCAUUCCUCACACCAGGGGUACUCAAAGUUUUUCCUGAGGGCCAUCUGGCCGGCUAGGUCAUUUCAAAUGUCUCGGUCAUUUUCCCUCAUACUCGUUAAAUUUACAAUGAAUGACAAAAGUGUCCAAUGGAUGCUAUGGGGACGCAGUCCGUAGUUGCCUAGACUUGUAGACAAGGUGCGAUGCCCCCAGCAGUGGGUUCGGCCCUCUGGGCAUCUCCAAAACCAAAUCUGGCCCCUGGACCAAAACGUUUGAGUACCCCUGCCUGAUGCUGCUCAUUUAUCCAUCUUUUGUUGCAAGUAACACACAACCUUAUUCUUUUACCAGUAUGAAUUUAAGAGAAAUUUUCUUUCCAUUGCAAAAAAUGUAAAAACUUUUAAGAAUUUCUUUACCAUAAUAUAACACAUCACCACAUCACACUCUCAACUUUCAUGCCAGUAAUUCUACAUUCCAUCAAUAGUUUAAUCUAUAUUCACUUAAGUUGUUCUUAAGUGAAGGAAUAUUAAAUUAAUACAAAGCUGGUAACUACUCUUAAACUUAACAUAUUUUUCUUACAUAAACAUGAUAAAACAGCUCCAUAGCUCUCAAGCCAUCUUAUCCCAUGUGUAACUUCCUGACCCUACUCUCUAGCCACCUUGUUGCACAAAUACACCAAUGUUGAGGUGGACCCCCAGCAGAAGAGCGACCGGAAUGAAUUUGCCAUAGCCAGAUACCACGCCUACUACAGUCCCAAGUGUGCAUUUGAACUGGAACUGCAAUGGAUGGUAGCCACAGGCUGCAUUAUGGGAGAUCUGGUAAGGGUUUUUGGGUUUGUCAUCAUCACUAUUUCCAAAUGCUUUGGGGGAAACAUCUAUUCAUUGCAGUUUAUUUCAUUGCAGAAUAUAAUCCAAAAAAGGUCCAAAAAAUACGGAAUUACACAUUGUCAAGAGUGCAGUAAAAAUAAGGGCAGAGUCCAAAAAUAAAUGCUCAAAAAAUUAGGUUGUAAAAAAUGUAUAGGAGUCAUUAAGAUGAAUUGUUAUUUCUGUCUUAUUCAUAAAAACAUACCUAUGAAAAAAGGUAAUGCAGUUUAGUUUGCAUGUCUAGACACAUUUUUAGGAAAAUAUUCUACUGGUACCUAAGCUAAAUUUCAAAAUGUCAUGUUCUUUAAAUAGAGAACCAAUAAUUCAUCUUAAUAUGCUAUUUAAACAAAAUAGUAAUACAAAAAUUUCUUUUCAGAAUUCAAUAUUAAAUUUCAUUCCUUUAAUUGAACACCAUUAUCAAACGUCAAUUUAACAUUUAAAAACAAAAAAAUACAACACAACUUUAACUUCCUUUAUCAUCAGGUCUAUGCCUACGCCAGGAGAGCCUCCUUGUGUGGAUUUCAUCUCAUUCCUGUACCAUGUGACCCAUUUGCCUUGCCCUACACCGAUAACUCUGACCCUCUUCGAGGCCCCAUCUUUGUUCCCCUCAACAUGGAAGCCUUCGGAGAAGACCUUUUCAAAGGUAGGUCAUGUGAGCUGUACAGAUAAUGAUGUAAGGCAGGCCUGGGCUACAUGUGGCCCGCCAGCACCCACUUUGUUUCCCGCAAGGUAACGAAAAACUCUUUAUUCUUAUUAUUUUCUUAAUAGCUUUCCCCCUGACCUAUAUUCUUUUGGCCUGCACAAGUCCUGUCUUAUUUUCUUUUGGCCCGCAUAAGUUUUUCAUAUUGUAUUACGGCCCGCCUUAAUUUUGAGUUGUGCAGGCCUGAUGUAAGGAGAUGCAUGGGGAGGGGGGGAGUUUUACAAGUGUAAUUGAUACAAGCAGACAAGGAGUCCAAAAUGUUUUGUGACAUAAAAUCUGAUUUUGUGAAUGCUACCUCAAAAUGUUUUGUGACAUAAAAUCUGAUUUUGUGAAUGCUACCUCAAAAUGUUUUGUGACAUAAAAUCUGAUUUUGUGAAUGCUACCUCAAAAUGUUUUGUGACAUAAAAUCUGAUUUUGUGAAUGCUACUUCAAAAUGGUAGCAGCCUGAGUCAUAAUAAAAAAUAUUUUAAAAACGCUUCAAUAAAUUCUUCCUUCAGCUAUGAGAAUAUUGUAUUAUCAAUGUUCAAAAAGUUUUUUGGAUUUUUUCCUUACAGAUCUCUCCAACCAGACAAGACAAGAGAUGUUGUUUGUCAUUCAAGAUGCAAUUAUCAAAAGGUUUGAUAUUUUUCUCAUAAAUUAAAAAAAAAAAAUUUCAUUUCCAUGGGGACGGCACCCUAAAUAUAACCUGUUUAUAAAUGCUCUGUUGAAACAUAUUGUAAUGUGUGACAGCUCUUUUCAGGGAUUCACAAUUUAAAAUAAUAAAUGUAGGAUCACUGACUGAAGGAAUUGUUUAAAGUAAAUUUCUUGCCAUUGUUAAUGCAAGGUUCAUCAAAGUUAACAGAUUUUAAAAAAUUUACACUUUAAGAAAAGAUCUUAUUAUUCUUAUAAUGUUUUUAAUUCAUUCAAAAAAAAUUUAUUUUAGAUUUGGUUUUCUACCGGCAAGUGUCAAAGUCCCAGAAGAUCCGUCACAUCUGGCGGGAGAGAAGGCAAACACCAACCAUCAAUACGUCCACUGUACAGCUGGCAUGUUUAUUCUAAUUCCUGAGAGUGUUCCCGCACUCCCAACUGGGCAAAACAUUGGCCAGUUAAAAAAAUCAUCUUCAGAGCUUCACCAGCUUUACAUAGCUCGCCAGGGCAGACCAGAGUCUGCUCCCAAUGGUGUCGGGUUCCUGUGGUCAUGGAACUACAUGUCGUCUAAAAGAUGGCGGUCUGCCAACACCGGAGAUGAAGCUUUCCAGGACUUCAUGCUCGCAGAUUUCAGGAGCUUCUGCUCCAAUGAAAACAAGAGACUGUCCGAAUUUUGGCAGAAAUGCAGUGGCUCCCUUCAAGCCCUGUUCUCUGCUGAAUAGGAUGGUCAUGUCUGAUGAGCAACAUAAUUUCAGCUAAUUGCAGUAUUAUCCAAAUAUUAUUUGAUCCACAUUAUGGAUUCGCAUUAAUUUGUAUCUGUGGGCCGUUGAUUGUUUGCAUAGCCGUACUGGAAAAGGGGUAGACAAAAAUAACAACAAAAGAGGAAUUAAUCAACUACUUGGAUUGUCUACACAAAUCUCAGAAUCUAAAAGGGCUAGUCGGGCAAGAGCUGACAAAGAUAUUAUUUUCUAUUUUAUAUAACAGACUACUGAGAUCUUAACACUUGUUUUGUAUUAAAGAUCAUUUGAAGAGAAAGUAAAAUUUAAAAAAAUACACAUCAGUAUUUUAAAUUUGAUUUGUAUUCAUUUGAAAGAAUUAUAGAUAAUUUAAAACUAGAAUCGUCACAAUUUAAGGGCUUAACAAUAUCAUGUCAACAGUAGUGUAAAAGUUGAAGGUUUGAAAACUAAAUGAAAUUAUCAGGUCAUGAAUGGUACAUGAUCUUGCACUCUACAAAAAGAAAGAAAAAAAAAGUGAAUUCUUUCAUACAAAAUAAUUCAUCUGCCAUUAAAAAAAAAAAAAAACAUCUCUAUUCUUUAAUAUGUUCCAGACAGAAGCGUCUUUCUUUAAAAAUUAUCUUCAAAAGCCAUUGUAUUUCUGAUUGAUACUGAAUGAAUUGCUUGUAAUGAGGUCAGGUUAAUAAAAUUGUAAAUAUGUUUUAAUGUUGAAAGUGAUAAUGAAAGAUACCUGUAUGGAAUAUUUAGGAAAAAGAUUAUUGUGAAAGGCAAAUGAAACCAACAGAAAAAUCUGAAGCUUUUCUACAGUUUUGUUGCUUAAAUAUCAAUACAGUAAUUCUCAUAACAGAUUUUGCCUUCUUUUUAUUCUUCUAGAAAAUUGAAUUUUUGUUUCAAACAACUGCUCUUUUUGUGUGUUGUUUCUUAAAUAUUAAGCAAAGGCAGAUGCCCGGCAUUUUUACCUUUGACAAACUUUAUGUCAAUUUAAUAAUGAGACCACUUCAGUUAUCUUUACAGUGGGAUGUGCGCAUAACAGUAUUUGAACCUUUACUUUUUCUUUCUUUUUUUUCUAUUUAUCUGUAUAAAAUACAAAAGAAUUGUGUGUACUUGAUAUUUACUAUAUUUUUUUUAUAUGUCUUGCCACUAAACCAACAUAAUGGUCGUGCUGCCCAGGAUAAGUGAACAAAAUACAUAGAAAGAAUGUUUGGUCAUCAGAUUCUCUUUGACUUCAUCCAUUCUAGAUCUGAGAGGAAAAAGAGCAAUUAGUUGUAAAUGUUAUUACCCAUUUUUUAAAAUGAAGACAACCAUUCACUUAUACCCACCCGCCAAGAAGCAAAAUAUUUCAAGUAUACAAAAAUUGACACCUACCUUAAACCCUAUCAGAUGGCCGCCCAGAAAAAUUAAAAAAGAAGAUAAAAAAGAAGAUAAAAUAUGCAAUAAAAAUUACAUUUUUAAUAAUUCCAAUACUUGACUCUAAAAUUUAAAAUUGAAAAAACUUCCUAGAAGACUUAAUGUAUCAGCUGUGGUAUAUUACCAAUUUCUCUUCAAUUUAAAUAUCACUUCUCCCUUUAUCAUUAGUAACUUGGAUUUAAUUACCAUCCAUCAUGCUAUGCAACGGCUUAAUGUUCUUGUUGUUAAUUUUGUAUCUCAGGGAAAACGCAAUUUGUCAUAUUUUAUAAAUGUCUUUAAAAUUUGAAUGAAAUGUUCUUUUGGUUGAUUUCUCUACAGCUUGCUAAAAGAUUUCUUGCGUCAGUAUAUUUUGUCUUCCUUAGCAAAUGUAGAUAAAAAUCAACCAAAAAAGAAAGCAUUUAUGAUAAAUAUAUGACUUAGAAUGUGCAAUGAAAUAUGAAUUAUGCUAAACUUUGGUUUCUUUACUAACAUAAAAUUGAUUUGCCCAUGAUUGAGAAUGUG